CUCCCCCAAGGCAGGGCAUUGCCAGCUGCCCCCCUUCAUGGAACUAUGCGACUGGCUGGGAGAGCCACUUAGCACUGCCUCUUUUGUGGUUCUUGCUUCGCUGUCCACUCCUCGCUGCUUCUUCCAGCAACUUUGCUGCACAGAGGAGGAGGAGGAGGAGGAGGAGGAGGAGGGUCCGAGGAGGGAGCGUCGCUUGCGUGUGUCAUUGGAGAAGCUCGCAGUUAAGACAGCAGCAAGCCACUCCGUGCUCAGCUUUGUCCUGUGCUACAAUUGUUCCAAGUUUUCAGAAGCCCUCGAAAGUGCUGGGACUUUCUGAAUCUGGAUGGGGAGCACAGCUCUGGGCGUGUCCCCUUACUGGCAGCCGCUGCUCUCGCGGUGACCCAGGCAUUGCCUGUGCCACCACCAAUCCCAGCGGAAUUAUCUGAGCACAAACCUCCUCCUCUUCCUCCCACCUAACCCUGCUGUCUGUCUGAGAUCAGGGGGUUGUUCUGGCUCGGAUGUCUGGGCACGGUCAGAGGCAGGAACAGAAGGGCCCCCUACUCCUUGAGCACUUCUAGUUCUCACCCUGCCCAGGGAGUUGUUUUUCUGACCGGGGGCCACCCUGCCACUGUGUAUUGGCACCAUGACUCACUGCCAGCGACGGUGCAAGAGGCAGCUGGGGCGGGCGAUCCGUUUCUUCUACCAGCUGGUCACGGGGACCCUGUCUCAAGGUAGGCUGCUUCCAGGGUUCUGGUGGAGGGGUGGGCUCUGGAGUUGGCAUGGCAAGGAACUGUGGCAGAUGGCUAGAGAUCAUGAGCAUUUUGUGGGGUGGUCUUUAAAGCCAUGGGCUCUGCAGUGAAGCACAAGGGGGGGCAAUCUUUCUCUCCCCCCUUAGUUGUAGGUCAUCCUGCCUCUUUGGAGUAGGGGAAGAAGAAAACAAAAUUGAUGUGGCUAGUCCAGAAUGAAAAUCGCCUGGGGAUCCUGGGCACCAAAAUGACAUACCUGAGAGAUGAUGGAGUCACACUGAGUUUCAGUUGCGCCUCCACACAUACUCUUAUGUUCUGGUUCAGGGCCAGGACCCCCAAUCAGGUCCUUGGAAUUGGUGGCUGGGUCUUUCUGCAGCCUUGCUGGGAGCACCAGGGCUGGCUGGGAAGAAAUUGUUCCUGCAUCACACCCUUUUCAGACUCUCUUGCUUUAAACAUGAGGCAUAUCUAAUGUGUUGGCUCCCAUGGCCCAUUUCCACCCCACCCUGUAAAAGGCCUCUUUGCAGAGAGAUGGAAGCUCUGCUCUGCAAACAGAAUUAUACGUACCCAGCAGAAGCACCGAGAGUUGGACUGGAGCCCAUUACUUCUUAUUGGAGUUGAUGCUGUUUGAUCUGUGCACCCAAACUUCAUGCUUAUUCCUAUUACCUGACCCAGAAAAGCAAGCCUCAGGUGGUUGAGCUCGAGCAGAUUCCAGCCUAUAUGCAGAGAUUCUAGGCUUUUUCAGCUUUUUCCUGUCCUAAUGUGCAACAGCUUUCUCCAUUCCUUCAGUGUCCUGUGUGCUUCCCAGGCGUAGGUUUGGGGCAAAGAGUGAGUCAUGAUUUAAGUGCACAUUCUAAUGCAAGGAUGAGGAGCCUGUGGCCAUCCAGAUCUUGUUAGAUUCCAACUCCCAUCAUCAAGGCAUAUAGUCAGGGAUGAUGGGAAUUCUAGUUCAACAUCAUUUGGAGUACCAGAAGUUCCCCACACAACUUCUAAUGUGUGUUGUCCUCCUUUUACUAGUUAAAUCUCAAAUGGUUCUCCUCUGGUGUCAUCCUUUCCUGAUCUAGAAGCUGAUUGAGUUGAGGAAGAAUCACACCCCCAACAUAUUCCCUCUGCUUGUUGGUCUCUAGAAUUCAGUGAAUAUUCAAAGGAUUUCUGUCGCUGGGUCAGGUUGCCCAGUGGAGGUGGUCAGAUUCGUUUUCAGCUCUCCCCUACUAGAUCUGGGCUCAGUAUUUCAAGAUGGUACUUCCUCCUGCAUUCGCUGUCCAUCCCAGCCUAUUUCUGGACCCAAUGAGUGGCAUAUUGCUCUGAAGCAUGGAGCUGUCUCUGCCAUUUCCAGAGUCACACGCAACAGUUUGGUAGGAUGCUAGCACUGAUCGCUGAAAAGUUGAGGAGCAUCAAGGGCUGCAUUAUGUACUUCCCAACUUCACUCCCUAGUGAUGCUAAUUCUGUAUUUAGCAGGUGCCAGUCUUGAGUUUUGUAAAUUUCAUUGUGAUAGGUGUGUCUUCUUGAGGAAGGCAGAGAAAUAGCCUAAUUUGUGGAUGGACUGAAUAUGGGUGGAACUUAACUGCCUGCAGGAGAUGAUGACAGUAGCUCUGGUUUACCAUGAGGACUUCUUGAACUUAAGCCCAUUUCUUGGAGAGUGAAGUUGAGAUUCUAAAUGAUGCCAGGACCUUGGGCUGAAAGUGUGCUUGCUGUAAUGUUGAUCUGCUGGACUACAACUCCCACCAUCCCUGACCUCCAGCAACAUCUGGUACCCCAUCCCUGGUUUAAUGUAACUGAAUAGCAAUGACUGAAAAUGUAUUUCAGCUCUGAACGCCUUGUUCUCCAAGCCCCAUGCUCUGUCAGCCACACCACACACUACCUGAUUGCCCAGGUAGAAUGAGGAUACAAUUGGUUCUCCUGCCCUACUUUGCCAGUUUCCUAUACUAUUUGUCAGGAAAGUUCAUUUCACAGCUGGCCAUCAGAGCUUAGGUGCAUAUUCAGGUGUAUAUUCAUAAUGCCUAUUCAGAAGGAUGCAUUUUGUCCUCUGUGCCAUUGGCUGUAGCACCCAAGUCCCUAAAACUGGCAUGUUAGAGUCAUCCUUGUGUUUGCCUGAGGAUCAAGACAAGUUCCUCAUGGGCCAUGCCUCAGUUUUCCUAGGUCAUGCAAUAGGCAUUUAUGGUUAGUCAGGAAUGAAUAACUUUCGUUUACUCUGGAGUCAAGGCACUCAGAAUUUGUCAGUCUACCUUAGCUCAGCAUCCAUGGUUGAGGUUUAACAGAGGCAAACAGAAACAGAAUCAUCAGGUUUAGCCAGCAGCUUGUGUUCUUCUCAAGAUUUAAAGCCACUUUGGCUUUAUGCUUUAUGUUUGGCUUUAUGUUUACCACAGGUACACCCAUGCUUGGGUGGCAAACACCAGAAAAUAUGAAUUCUGGUAUUCUGAUUUAGUCUGUGCCAACUGUUCACAUGUGAACUUUUUUGUUUGUUUAAAAGUAGCACUUUUAGGCUGCUGAACUGACCCAAGUCCCCUUUGUCCACCCCUUUCACUGCUGUUCCCAGGCUUUUUGCUGCCUGAUCAACUGAUGUUUUUAAACAGUGUCAGUUUGGGGUGGGGAGGAAGAGCAUGUAUUCAGCAAGAUGAUGUCAUGCAGCCAAUUUAAUUUGGCUGUGUGCAAACAUUGUCAAGCCAGUUCAUAGCGAGAGUAGUGUUUCCUGCAUCACAUUAUCCUCACUCUCAAUAUGCUCUGGGGAUGAGAGGGAGAGUGCUUACCAGGGCGGUAGGGCCAUCACCCCUUUUAACACCCACCCCAGUGGAAAAAGCAUUUGCAAAAAGCCCUUCUUCCUGCCACACACACACUUUGUCUCACCCUAAGUGCAGUGUCGUUUGUUCCAUUGUGUUGAAAUCCUUGUGCGAAUUGGGAUAUUUCCAAUCAAACACUGCAGGUGCAAAUGGGAAAGUUGGCUUCUUUGCUUCCUGUCAAAACAAAUGGAAUUUCCCCCCAGACGUCUUUCCCUGACUCUGCCUCUUUAAAUGACUCCACCGGUUCAUGGAACAUGCUGCUCAAUGGGGCUUGCUCCCUUAAUGUUCCUACCUGAUACAAAAGACAAUGUAGAUUAAGAACAUUUCCCCUGUAGCUGGCUGCAGACAGUUAAUCAAAUUACCCCAAGAAAAGAGAGAUUCAAUUUGUGUGAAGGGUGGAAAAGAAGAUUAACUUGGUUCAAAACAGAAUAUUUGGUGUGAGGGAUCAACUGGUAUCCUCGCAGCAGCUUCUCCAGGGACUGACUGAAUCACAACAACUAGGCACUUGAUGUAUCAGCCCGGAUUUGCUGAAAUCUUGGACUGCCAAUAUUUAUGCAAUAUCUUGCAUAAAGUGUGGAGCUGGAUGGAAGGUUUUUGCAUCUAUCAUUUCCCCCCUCCCAGACAUGCAUGUUUAUUAGUUGAGGGAGUUUGCCAGUGGCCUGCAAGGAAAGGUACCUCUGAUUCAAACUCCAAGCUCAGGUGGGCCUGAUGUCAUCUCUCUUUUUCUGCAAGAAUAAAAACCUGAAUUUUGGCCACGAGAAUGUGACUUUUGGACUCUGCCAUAAGCAAGGGUAUCAUCUAAUAUUAACUAGUGAGAAGAUGCAUUUUUUUGUUUUUAUGUUAAAAUUAUAUUACAUUUAAUGCAAUUUCUUUUCUUAAAUGUAAUGUAAGUUGUUACAAUAUUUCCCCUUAGGAUUCAAGGGUCUGCACCCUUAUUAUUUGGUCUGCCAGUGCUUUGUUCCUGCUUCAGAGGAGCUUCAGGGGUAUUAGGAUACAAGCCUGCUUAGAGUUUGACUCUUUCCCCAUAAAACCUUUGUACUUAAUCUUAGGGCCUUAGUACAUCAUUUUUAUCAUGCAUUCAUGGUGCUAUCUAGGUGGUCAUACACAGUCCCACUUUCAAUACUGUUUGAAACGUUUGCAAAUGUUUUGGGGUGGUCACACUGCUUCAUUCCCAAUCAAUGCCUAUCCUAUAACUUCCUGCUAAAAUCCCAUAACUUCUUAUACCACCAACAAACUGGUUUAUCUUGUUGCACUGUAGCCCCUCCAAUAAUGUGGUAGCAUUGGGGAAGCAUUGCAGAACAACUAAUGAAACAGAAUAAACCCACUGCUAAUGGACUAUUACUAUGUCAAGAGCAAGUUGCAUUAAUGCAUAUGAAAUAAAAUAGUCUGGACGGGUCUCUAGGUGUGCAGAAGCAGAUUGUGGCUAAUGAAUGAAAGGCACUCUGCACAUGCCCUAAGGUGCUCUCUUCUGUAUUAUUCAUUCACAUGCCAUUAGAGCUGGGCCCAGUCCAAAUAAAGCACAGACUCCCCUGUUAAAAGUGCCCUGGAAUGCUGUGAGCUCCCUGUGACGCUGGGCGAAGAGAAAUGAUUCCAGAUCAAUUAACCAGAUUGAAACAGUAACAUCUGUAGCCAAAAAUAGCCUUUUGUCAAUAUUUGGCUGUGCUUUAUUAAUAAUCAGCUCCCACUCUGAUUAGCAGCUCUGUAAUAAGAUUCAGCUGUGACCUAAAUUUAACUCUCCUAAUGGACAGAUAAAGCAAAAAGAAGAAGAAGAAGAAGAAAAGAAGGUAUUAGCCAUCAUUAGAUCAGCCUGACCAGGCCAGGUAAUCUAGGUGAGUGGGCUCCCAGCUGCAGGAAAUGGCACCCAUGUCAUCAGUGAUGAACCCUCAUUUCCUGAGCAUUGCCUUAGCUGAACAGACGGCACAGGCAGAUUCAAAUUCUGUAGGACCCACGUUCCGCUGCUGGCUGAGUUGCGUUUUAAGGAAACUGUUGCUGUUAUAUAACUAUGAAAUGGUCCAUGUGAUCCAUUGCCCUAUUUCAGAAAGAAAUCAAAGCUGGGGUGUGUAUAAUUAACCCAUAACUGACAGAGAUGGGAUUGUGUUGGAAUAUAUAUAUAAUAUUUAUGCUGUUCAGAUAAAUAGGAUCCCAGGGCAGCUUACAAUAACCAGUAGUAGGAUUGUAAGCCUGAGGACAGGGACUCUCUAAGAAGACACGGCACAGAAGGAAAAAGGGUGAGGAGGGAGGAAGGAAACAGCAAGCUCAGGAACCAGUUCUUAAAGUUACAGUCUUUACAACGCAGUUAUAUAGUUCUACCUGCAGAUUCUAGAGAGCAGCCCCUCCCUGGAAGUGCUCCCUCCUCCUCAAGGUUAUAUCUAGGAACAGAGCGGGUGGAAAUGUUUGUGUCAAGAGAGCAGGAUUGUUCUUGGCACACAGUUCUUCCCUCAGUGAGCUGAUUCGAGGACAGCCAGAAUCCUAAAGAGAGGCCUUGAUGGAGUCGCCCGCCUCCCUUGCUGCUCCCUGAUGUGGUUCUGGCUGUCUUGGCAAAGAGCAAGCUCUUCCUGGGAUCACCUUUCUCAUCUCUAGAUCAGAUCUGGGAAUCUGCCAAGUGUUUUGUGAUGGUCUUGCACGGCGUGGUAUCCAGAAAAUGCUGCCUGCAUUUUUGGCUUAUUUUUGGGGAGAGAGGUUUGAAGGAUGCUCUGGUGUCCAGAGCCUUCAGCUCAAAUUCUCCAAAUACCUCCAGUCUCCCUUGGGCUUGCAGAAGAAGGCGACCAUCCUGGGUUUUGGUUUUUUAAAAAAUUGAAUGCAGAUGGCUUUUUGUGAUCUGACAACCCAUCCUGCACAGUGCUUGAUGUGGGCAGGCUGUAGGGUCAUGGGGCCACACAUUCACAAUGGCAUGGAAAAUUAGUGGCCGUGCUUGAAGCCUUGCCGAUGUGCAACUCUGUCUGCUAUUUUUACCCAGGCAGGUGGGUGACUGUUUAAUUUUAGCUGAGUGCCAGCACUGUCUCGCCAGGGAACUGGUGGGUGGUUGUGUGUGUGUGUGUGUAUUCACAGCUUUAUUUUACAUAUAGAGGGAGAUAAGUGGGGUGAUGACACCUGGUUCUUAGACUCUGACUGCGUGCAAAGGUGACAGCACAGUGGUGCACUUAUGGCAACACAGGCUACGUGUAGAAAAGUCAUAGCUCAGUGGUAGAGGAUUUGCCUUGCAUGCAGAAGGUCUCAGGUUCAAUCCCCAGCAGGGAGAGGCUGUCUGAAACCCCGGAGAGCCACUGUCAGUGUAGACAAUACUAAACUAGAUGGACCAAUGGUCUGAUUCUGUAUAAGGCAGUUUCUUGUUAUCCUAAGUGCUUUGAACAUUUGAAGAUGCUAUAUUAUUAUACAGUAGUAUUAUUAGGCCAAAGGGUGAGCGACUGAACCCAGAUCCCUGGACAUUGUCAUCUGCUUCACAUGUAGAUCACAAAAGGAUUGUGGUGAAGGGCUGGAGGAGGCAAUGUUGCUUGUGUAUGCUGCAUUUCAGGGUACUUAUAUUUGGAGGACUAUCUUUGUUGUGCUAAAGGUAACCCAUUACGCAGCUCAGGUUAAUCAUGUCUGGUUAGUGUUUAGAGAGAGACUUACAGAUACCUAGGGCUUAAUACACCUGUUUCCUCUUGGUCUGUCUGUGUUGUAAAAAUGCAGUAACUUCGUGAGUGAAGGAGGAAAAUUCUCCCUUUCUGAAAUGGAAGAAGGUGACACUGUUUAUUCCUGUGGGUUACCCAGUGGUGACAUGAAGUGUUUGGACUGUUACUCCCAGGUACCCCUUUUGUUUAACAGAGAUUGCUUUUAGUGUAUUGCCUGUGGAGAGCUUCUGCUCCUUCCCUAUGCCUGUCUUUGAUAUCAGCCAACUAUUGUUUGUUUGUUGCUGAGAACAUCUGCAGCUAAGGAAGCAUUCUGUCUAACCAGAAAGUUUGCUUCCUUCAUUUUAAACACUAGGCUCGAUUGCUGCUUCUCAGCUUUGAUGCAAUGAAUACUGCUAGUAAAACACUUCCUUCAGUUGCUGCUGAAAUUUGAGAGCAAAGCUAUUUGGGCAUCUGGAGGUGGGUGAAGCUUAACUGAUCACACUCAUGCAUGUGCGCACACAUGUGUGCACACGCACAGACUUCAGAGACAUAGUGCUUCUUAAUUGGCACCUCCUGCCUCCUGGAGAAGAGUUGAAGCAAAGUUUGUAGAUAGGGCUGGGGUAGACCCCUGGCAAAAAGCUUGGAGGACUGCUGCUAGUGAAUUUAGACUAAGGGUGUCUUCCAGAUGUUGAUGGACUACAACUCCUAUCAUACCCAGCCAACUUAGCCAGUGGUCAGGGAUGAUGGGAGUUGUAGUCCAACAACAUCUGAGGACUCAUUUUAGAAGACUGAUCUGGACAAUGCUGAUCAAGAUGAGUCAAUGGUCUGAGAUUAUAGGGCAGCUCCCUGCCGACCAUUUACUCCCUGGGUGGGGCACAAAAGACCUCCAUAUUUAUAUCUAACCAUGGUUUCAGAACAGUGAGCCCUGCUGCUCUAAGCAGUUGGCUUAGGGAAGAGGAAGGAAGUGUGUGUGAGUAAGAAUUAAAUUUGAAAGACCAUAAGAAGUUGCCGUAGGUGAGGAUGGGCACUCCUGGCCUCCAUAUCUUACCUUGGGGGAGAUUUGAGCUGUGGAGGGAGUUACUGCUUCUUCAAGCAGGCAAAAAGCAAAGCAGAAACCCAGCUACUUCUGCGCAUUCAUUUAAUGUGCAGUUUAAUUAAGCACAAUUUAAUAUCUUCCCAUUCAUUAUAUAUAAAGCUCCAUGGGGAGGGGGGAGGGAAGCCCCAAACUGCCAGGUGGCAAUCUUUGCUGUGGGACAGAGGCGGCCUCAGUUUGUGGGGUGGAGUGGGGGGUUGUGAGUUCACACAGGAAGAUCCAACGCAGUAGGUCCUGAUCCUGCCCAAGUAGCUCACCUUCCCCUUCUCCAAUGCUCACCCCACUGGGCUCCCCCCGGGCCAGCCAGUUAUUUUUAGACAGACGCCAUGUGUUGGAAGGAGAACAAUUAAUGUAAUUGGUUUGGGGAGCCUCGUUUGUGCACGGGGCUGAGGGUGGCUCUGAAUCUGCCUGGAAGAGGCUGGCACCAACAUAGCAGAGGACCAGGGGGAGCCAAGGGAAAGCAGGGUGGGCAACGCAUCUGGCAUGGAGACAUGGAGAGGGAAACGCCACACAGUGACAGCCUCUUGUAUGCCUCCCUUAUCGUCAUCCUCCUGGUCAUGUCCUACUGGUUCACGACCAAGUGCUUCAAGAUCCUCAGUGGCAUUGAAGGUAAAUUGUGGGCUGCGGGGGGUGGAGGGUGUCUGGUGGAAAGGAAGUGCUGAAGGCAAACCCCAGGUGGAAACGCUGGGAACUGGGAGGAAAGGGGUUUCUUGCCGCAUAGCAGGCAGCAAGGAUUAGGGGCUCCCAGCUCCUUUACAGCCACAGUGUCUUCUCUUUUUCUUCUUCUGCAAUUGCUUUACUCUACCUGCACUUUUCUUCCUUCCCUGGGUCCCUGAUCUCUUAGCAUGUUGGCAGUGGGCUACCCAGUUCCCCUCAGUUUAUAAAGUCCCCAUACCUGUGCACUGAUCCGUGUUCCCAAAUUAACACAUGGUCUAAUGCGGUAGUCUUCAGCGUUUUGAGAUCCAGGACCCGCUUUUAGUCCAAACAUUCAUUUGGGGGUCUACUUCUUAAUCUUUUACCAUAUAUUUGCAUGAUGGUAGUGCUCCUGUUGUGGCUCACCUUGGAUUCGGCUGCAACCCAAUAGUGGGUCCCAACUCACCAGCUGAAGACCAGUGGUCUAAUGGACAGCCUUGGGGCUUAAAUUCCUAAAGGGAGACUUUGGAGAACCGCAGAAGGUUAUCAUUCUCUGUGGUGGGUUUUUUCCCAUCUAAACCCAGUUGUGUUGUGUCUAGUUAUGGUUACUUGGAGAUAGGAGAAAGCACUCUGUGCAUGCUCUUAAUUAUUAUCAAAGCACCCUGAUCUUUGUGCUUCUGAAUUGAGCAUCCAAGAUCAAUGCUUUGUGUGUUCAGCUCUAUUUCUGGAGUUGCUCUUGCUGAAUGGGAUGCUCCCUGAAUAAUUGUCCUUUGAUUCUGAACUCUGAGUGAUUUUCACAAUAUAGAGAAGUAGGGAAAUUAGCUUUCCCCAGUUCUGAAGUGGGAAUAAUAGGUCUUAGGUGCUGUGAGUUCCAUAAGCACCAGAAGUUGGUGGUGUGGGUGCGAUGGAUGCCACUGCCUUAGCUUCGCUGGACUUUAGCGUACAGUUUAUGACCAGAUGACAUAUUGUGCUCCUUUCCAUCAUGUUGGCACUCUGUAAUGCCAGCAGUGUUUGUGGAGGUGGGGGUUAUGGGUAGGAAAGACUGGCACUUUGCAGUCCAUUCUUUGGAUCAUGUUGUAGUUCUCAGUUCUUUUGACAGAGCACUGCAGUUUGUUGCUGUUGUUGUCUGAGAAGCUUCAUCAGGGUGGUUCUUCUGCCAGUUAUACAGUAUGAUUUUACACAUACACAAAACGGCAGGGAACAGAUUGAGAAAAGUGAAGGUGAAGACAAGGACUAGUUUGGAGCUGUCCACAGGCAGAGUGAGAGAUAGGCUUUGGCUGCAAUCCCUCAGACCUUGUGGGGGACCGGACUAUAUUUUGGAGGGAAAAUGAAUGAAUUCCUAUGCCCCACAAAUAACCCAGAGAUGCAUUUUAAAUAAAAAGGCACAUUCUACUCAUGUAAAAACACGCUGGUUCCCAGACCGUUCGCAGGCCGCAUUUAGAAGGCGAUUGGGCCGGAUCUGGCCCCCGGGCCUUAGUUUGCCUACCCAUGUGCUAGACCAACUACUAGGCAGUUGUGCCUGGUACAUGCAUAGAGAGGGAUGCAAGGUACAUGCAGAGAGAGAGAGAGAGAGAGAGAGAGAGAGAGAGAGAGAGAGAGAAACUGACCUGAGAAGGAGAUGGUGCUUUUGAACGAAAAAGAAGAUGGCAACCCUGGUUAUGAUAAUGGAUAGUACCAUUUGCUGUAGAGGCUGAAAAUCCAUUCCAGAAGGACAGCCUUUUUUUUUUUUUUUAGUUUAGAGAAAGGACAAAGUACAGGGGACACGAAAGAGGUGUAUUAAGAUUAUACAUGGUGUGGAGAAAGUGGAUGUUUUUUCUCCCUCUUUUGUAAUACCAGAACUCCAGGACCAUCCAAUGAAGCUCAACGUCAGAAGAUUCAAGGCAAACAUAAGAAAGUCCUUCUUCACACCAUCACGUAGUUAAACUGUGUAGUUUGCUCACACAAGAUGUAGUCGUGGCCACCGACUUGGAUGGCUUUAAAAGCAGACAAGCACGUGGAGAAGAAGGCUUGUAGCCGGUGACUCCUAGCCAUGAUGCCUCUGCUUUGCCUCCACUGUUAGAGGCUCGAUGCCUCUGAAUGUCAGUUGCUGGGAAUCAGAAGUGGAGAGAGUGCUAUUGCACUCAAGUCCUGCUUGCGGGUUUCCUAUAAUGGCCAUCUGGUUGGCCACUGUGAGAGCAGGAAGUUGGGCUAGAGGAGUCUUUGGCAGGACUCUGUGCUUGUGAGCACAGGGGCCAGGAUAUGGCCUGAAUGGGGGAAUCCUGGGCAUUUCUGCCCCCCCACCUCCUCCACCACAGGGCUCCAAAUAGGCUUGCAUUGUAGACUCUACACUGCUAUUCUGUGUGCCCAUAGUCCUUAGCUGCUUGACAUGUGUUUGCUUGUUCAUUACAUUUCUAUCCUACCUUUCCUGCAAGGAACUCAAGGCAGUAUAUGUGGUUCUCCACAACAACCCUGUGAGGUAGGUUAGGCUGAGAGAUAGCUGCUACCCACACUGAGUGGGGAUUUCAGCCUAGGCCUCCCCAGUUCUAAUCUAACACACUGGCUGUUAUAGUCAAAUGAGACCGACGUCAGCAUCCAGUCUCCCUAAGUGUGAAUGUAAUUUUCAGGCAAGGUCCUCCAUGCCUUCAAUUAGCCCUGCUGUACCAUUUCUUUCAAAUGCUUUUAGACACAGCUGCGGACUAGUUUCUUGGCAGGGACCCUGCCUGCCAUGCCCAUUUGGAGCAGGAAGUAGGGUUUCUUCAGCAGGAGCAGCAGCUGUGUUUCAGACAACAGAGGUGUCGCAUGAAAUACAACAGGGAUGGGGAACCUAUGGCCCUCCAGACAUUGUUGGACUCCAGUUUCCAUCAGCCCUCUGCCAGCAUGGCCCAAUGAUCAGGGAUGAUGGGAGUUGUAUGCCAGAAACAUCCAGAGGGCCACAGGUUGCCCCACUCCUGAAAUACAGAAUCGAUACCUUCUAACUUUAAUAUAGCUUUCAGUGCAUCCAAGUUCCCUGCCUCAGAAGGUGCAAAGAGGAGGCUGCAAGCUGUGGGGCCCAAUGCAUUAAGAGGGCCGAACCAACAGAGAGAGGAAGAGGGUGGGUGGGUGGGUGCCUGCCAAGUGCUGACACUUAAAAACUCAAGAGCAAAGCGAAAGCAAACUGGACAAAAUUUCAGAGUCUCAUCUCUUCUUUCCACCCCAGAUUUAUGGGCUCAGUAUUCUAUACUGACAGAAGCAUUUGUUGGUAAUUCAUUUGUGAAUUUGCUACUUGCUAUUAAUGAAUUCAGAGUGAUGUCGCUUAUUUGUUAUAAAUAAUUUCUGAAGCACUUCAGUAUGUCAAGUGCUUUACUACUUGUCAUCUCACUUGCCUCUCUAUCCCUGUGAAGUAGGUCAUUGCAAUUUCCAUUAUAAGGACAAUAAGUCAAGACUGAAGUCCUUUCUGCAGGAUCAAACAAAAGUGCCCCAGCCACAUUUCCUGAUUUGUGUGAUGCUCUUGCAAAUUUGAAUCCAGUACUAAGAGUGCACUAUUGCUGCUGUUUCUCCUUUCCCCCUUUUUGGAGUAACUCCCACUAACUACAUGUAGUCCAUCACACAGUGGUGCCAGGGCAGGUCUUCAGAGCAGGAGUCCAGGGCCUCACUCAGCAGAAUGGGUAGCCCCCUCCCACAUAGGCAGCAGGAGGGGGGAUUCACCACUGUGUGCAGGAAGUGAAGCAACAUACAUUGCCAUUUAAGAACCCCUACCCACUCAUAAACCCACUCAUUUUCCCCGACCAUUGGCCAUACCAGCUGGAGCUGAUAAGUGUUGGAGCCUGACCAUACCCAAAGCUUCCCCAUUCCUGAUGUACCAAGAAGAUUCAUUCAUUGACCACAGGGGUUAGAUUUGAUGGCCCCCAAUGUCUCUCCCAAUUCAUGAUUCUGUGAACUCAAGGCAGCUAAGAGUUAGUGGGUGGAUGUAAUUUUGAUGCCUUUGCUGCUUAUUUAAGUUUUAGUUGCUGUUGUUUGGAUGAAUGUGCCAGUGCUGGAAUUGUGUCCAGUUCCCAGCAACAUGGAAGCCAGGCAUAGACUUGUGAACUGAGGCAGGAGCGCUGCAGGCAAAUGAAGACUAAGGCUGGACGCCAGGUUCUAGGACACAAUAGGUCAGGGGCUGUGAAGAAGACUGGAGAGAGAAGCUUAUUCUGUAUUCUAUACUGUCUACAUUAUGUUUGUCCACACUGAACAUACACAGCUAUUGAGAUUGCCAUCUGUGCAAAGUGUCACAUUUUUUCAGGUCUUAUAUUUCUAAUAUGGGGGAGUGUAGGAGUGAUGUCCCUGAAACAUAAGGCCAUCUUCCAUGAAAGGCAUGUGAACUGUGUUCAGCAAAAAAAAGUAAUUCUGGAGAAAAGUGGAAUAUGUAUGUCCUGUAUUAACCAAAAAGGAGCCAUUCUGAAAAGUGUAAGCCAUUGAAAAGCCACAGAAGUGAAGUAUUCAGUCUAUCUUUUGCAAUCGCCUGACCAGACACAACUUGUGUAGACAGUUCCUUGGAAGUGCUGAUCAACUAGCAUUCUUCAUCUCUCACUGGGAUGACAUAUAUACUGCCGUUUGUUCUAAUUUGCAGUUUUAUCAGAAUGCUUUGAUUGGUUUCCAGAAGCACCUGGCUCCUGAGAUUAUAAACUAUACCUGAAAAUAGGAGCAGGAAAUGUAACCCACAUACGCUUCAACCUGCUUGAUCUAUUCUUUAGAAGAGUGGGCCAUGAGAUCCUUAUGAGUUAAAUAAGAAAGGAGUACUUAGGCUUCACAUCAGUUUCGAGUUGUGGGAUGUGAGGGUGGGAGGGAGUGUGUGGGAAGGUGGGGGUGGGGAUGGGGAUGUAUGGUGUAUGUGAACCAUCUCUAUUUAUCUACAUGGAAUUAGCUUAAAUACAUGGUGUGGCGAUGUCAGCAGUCUUGAGCAGGGUGCUAGGGUGAAAGCAAUUAAAAAUUAAGGUUGCACAGAUUUUUUUGAGCUUAAAUUUGGGCAUGAAAAUUAAGCUACCCUUAUUCAGGAAGAGGGGGAUGUGAUUAUUAGUGGUCUUUUGCAUCAGUUUCCUUCAUGCCUUCUGUCAUGCCUCUGCUAGAGGAGUCCUCCUCAGAUGAAAAAUUGCUGCUCCCUGGGGGGAACCAUAUGGAGGAAGAAGUGAGGCAGACCCAGGCCUAUCAGACUAGACUGUUAACAUCCCAAGCCUGGGCUGAGCCACCUCCAAGCCCUGCUAAGCUAUCUACCAAAGAAUGCAGGAGUUGUUUCUCCAACCAGGAGCUGCCCAAUCCUACAUUUAAAGCCUGAAUCUCUUGUGUCUGUAGUGCGUUGCUAAAUGCUAUGUUCCAGAUUCCUCUGCCGCAUAAUGCCAUUCUCUGCUUCCGUUCUUACCAGACUUCACCUUCUCUUCCUGAAUUUCCUCUAGGCUGCCUACUUCCCGCUUUCCUCUAGGCUGCGUUGUCACAUGCGUGUCCUUCAUUUCACCAUCCAGGUUUCCAAAGUAUGGAUGGUGGGCUGCUGUGGGAGUGAUGAAAUCCACUUGGCCACUUUAUGGCUAAGAAAGCACGGUGGUGUGAGGAAUAUUGUCCCAAGUCAGUGUCACUAGCUCCCACUAAAGUGGUGCCAGACUAUUAUUGUCUUAAGGGUCCCCGAGUAGAUGUGGGUCCCCAGAUGUUUCUUGCAUACCACCCAUGUCCUUGCACAACACCCCCUGAGUUCUGCUUCAUCUACCUGAAAAGCAUCCACCCCACAGAACCCCUACAAAUAAUGCAGGAUGUUAGAAGGAAUUUUGCUCUUGCAUUUGGAUCUGAGCAGCUUGCCGUUUCAGCACCCUGGACAGUUCAUGUGCUUCAUUACCAGGCACAUAGAAGGCCUCAUUAUUUUAAGAAACAUUUUUAAAAGAAAAAUCUGUGAAAAGGAGGGUAGGAACAGAAGGUAUCUACAGUCAAAUACAGAGAAUUCACCCCUGUGAGAUCAAAUGCUUAACUCUUCACAAUCCCAACCAAACCAUGGCCUUCCUUUGAAGCUUCAUUUCCCUACAUAGUUUUGCAAUUAAUAUGCUACAGAUUUGUGGAAUGGAAAGGGUGAUUCAAUUUAGGGCUCGGCUGCGUUCAGAGACAAGAAUAGGCUCAGUCGUAAAUCCUUUUAAUGUUAUCUCCCCGACUUCCCAGAGUUCUUUUGCUCACCUGCAUGGAAAGAUGACUUGCUAAAUCAAAGACGAAUUUAUAAUAAUUGUGAAUUAGAUUGGAGAAUCGGUGCAACGAUAAGCCUUAGCAGGCCAAUACGUCAUUUUGCAUGCUUCUGCAUUUGCAGUAUUAAUUUUGCAGCUACAACAAGUGACACCUUGGUCACAGAUAAGAUGGAACCAUAUGUAAUGGCAAAUUAAUAACAAACCCUUUUUAAAAAAGCCAAAACAAAAAACCUUCACUGUUUCAAGGAGUGUGUAUUUAAAAUUACACAUUCAUUAAAGAGAGAAGUACUUUAUUGCAUAUGUAGGCAUUGAAUGGAUCCAACAAUGUGGAAUCUUCCUUGACUUUAGCCCACAUGUUUGAAUAGUUGCUCCAGGUUCUUGAUCACUGUAGGCAAGUAUUGCUCUUAACUUCGCUUGAAGAAGUUUCUCCCUUAUUGUCUCUGGUGCUUCCAGACAAGUUGCUGCAUCAUUUACAUUCCAGUCUCAUUUCCCAUAUGACAUUCAUGAGGUAAAGUAGGGAUGGGGAAACCGUGGUCCUCCAGAUGUUGCUGGAUUACAACUCCCAUCAUCCCUGAUAAUAAUAUAUUAAUAAUAAUAAUUUAUUAUUUAUACCCCGCCCAUCUGGCUGGGCCUCCCCAGCCACUCUGGGCGGCUUCCAAAAGAAUAUUAAAAUACUGUGAUACAUCAAACAUUAAAAGCAUCCCUAAACAGUGCUGCCUUCAGAUGCCUUCUAAAAGUCUGGUAGUUGUUGUUCUCUUUGACAUCUGGUGGGAGGGCGUUCCACAGGGAGAGCGCCACUACCGAGAAGGCCCUCUGCCUGGUUCCCUGUAACUUGGCUUCUCGCAGUGAGGGAACCGCCAGAAGGCCCUCGGUGCUGGACCUCAGUGUCCGGGUAGAACGAUGGGGGUGGAGACGCUCCUUCAGGUAUACUGGACCGAGGCCGUUUAGGGCUUUAAAGGUCAGCACCAACACUUUGAAUUGUGCUCGGAAACGUACCCUGACCAAUAACCAUGCUAGCUGGGGCUGAUGGGAGUUGGAGUCCAACAUUUGGACUGCCACAGGUUCCCUACCUCUGAGGUAGAAGGUGUGUUUUGUAUGAAUCAGUGUGGAUUACUCAACCUUUAACAUCCUUUCAGAAGGUUAACCCUGUGAGUCCAUUGCAGCACAAACAACAAAAGCACUUGUGGCACCUUAACCUAUGUAAACAACUGAACAAUAGUCAUUUUCCUUUUGUGGCAAAGGGAUUACAUUUUCAAUGCAUAUUAAUGCGUGAGUUGGAACUUAAAUGCACUGCUGAUUGUUAAUAGAAAUGUUAGGUAGUAAAUGUUCUAACUACAUGAAUCUGUUUUAGAAUCUUGUUAUUCAUAUGUGUCUGAACGUGCAUGUUUCAUGAGAAACUAUUUUGCGUUUGACAGCCACUAUGAUGGUUGGCAGUGAGGUAAUUUAAAUCCUGAUGUUUAAAAUUUGUUUGGUGGUUCCACAACAAGAUGACCAGCUUUACAAAAAUAAAAAUAAAAAAAUGCUUUUAAUAGUCUUCUACUUUUUUGGAGAUUUCAUGCCAGCCGAGUGCAUUAGUGUGUUUUUUUCAAAAGAAAAGAAAGAAAGCUCAAAAGGUUUUAUCUGCCUGAAGCACAAAAACAGUUCUGUUUAGUAAUUCUGAAGGUUUUGGCCUUGGUUAUUGCUAGGAAACCUGAGCAAGGGAGGUUUCCAGAUGGAGGAAGGAGAGAAGAUUCCUGGCACACGGCAGGGGAAAGAACUAAUCUGAAGCCAGGGAUUAGCAAGAUGUGGUACAAAUGGAUGCUGAACUCUUGUUUGUGGUUGUCCAGGUAGACUUUAGCCACCAGAGGGUGUAAUGAAGCUGCAUUUUAGAGCAGUGCUUUUGUUUUGUUCUGUAUCUCCCCAAAUAUCAUUCUGGCCAUAUUUAGAAUUUUUAUUUAUUUAUUUAUUUAUAAAUAUUUAUUAAAGUUUUCACAAUAUUACAUAAUGAAAAAGAAAAAAGAAAAAAUACAAAAUAAAAAACAGUUAAAAACAAUUCCAUCUUUUUGUCACUUAUCUUUCAUUUGCUUGUUUCCCGGACCUCCUCAUACCUCCCUUUUUUGUAUUCCAGUUCAAUUUAUUAGUUCGGCAAUUCCUUUCCCUCCUUAUUUUAUCCUGAUCUUUAAUCUUAAUAUAUUAUAGCAUUAAAUUUUUACCUGUUAAAAAUCCAAUUCUUUCAUAUUCUUUUAUACCAUUACAGCUAGAAACCACUUAACUUCAAUCCAACAUCAUUCUAACAUUCAUUAAUUUUGCAAUAUUUCUGUAAAUAGUCUUUAAAUAUGAUUCUAAAUACAUUCAUAUUUAGAAUUUUGUUAAUCGCUUGAAUAAAUUGCACUAAGCCUUUGUUCUCCCGCCUUUGUAGUUUUGUAGCUUCGUUAUGUACAAAAUCUCUGUUCCCCUCUGCUUUGACUAGUUGCUAUCUUGUUCUUUUUGUUUAUCUUGUUCUGUAUUAUCCCCUUGUACUAAUCUUCUCAAGCACUAACGCUAAACAAGCAAACAACAUGUUAACAAUAGAUCAUUGGAGCAUGAGAUCCCACUAACCCACAUCUCCUUUGCAGUACCUGGCAUGGGGACAACAGAUCCCAGCUCUGUUGAUUAAUCUGGAAUUAUUCCUGGAUCUGUGCUUGCAGUCCAACUCCAUUCUAAGUAUGCCUGGAAAGAGUGGGAAAUCUUUUGCAUUUAAUCACCCAUACUGUGUGAGAACAACAAGGUAUUUAAUAGUUGUUAAGGAGUAACACUAUCAUGUCAUGCGAUCCUGUAUGUGUGUGCCCACAGGUGGCUCUGGGAUGAUCUUAAUUUAUGGGUCUUGUUCUUUAAGUGGACUUUUCAAAGUGGCUAAUUCUCAGAUUGCCUCCAGGCUGUCAGUAUUUUGCGUGAGUGAUUAAAGUGCCUACUGGAAGUUUAAGUUUGCACUCUGCCCACAUAGUGGAUAAAUAUCACUAUUUAUUUAUUUAACUUUUUGCUGCUAGGAAGGUGACAGGGAAAUGCACUGAAAAGUGUGAGAUGAACAAAUGACACAGGAAGAUGGAUAAAAAGUGCACAAGCAAAUCAGGACAAAUGCUCAUUGUCAUAUAACCACCCCAUUAACUGAUCAGGACAAAUGUUCAACAAAGACUGGACACGUUCUAACCUUCCUCUCUGGAGGAGCCCACGUUUUCAUGCAGCGGUAACAUUUGACCACUAGAGGCCACUCUGGUGUGUGCCUGUGUGAUCUUGCUGUCUCCUCCCCUCAAGCAGGGAGCCCAGAUUGGAUAUUGACAGCAAAAUUAGUGGCUUCAGAAUGGAGCACAAAGAAGGUUGUUGGUGUUCAGGUCUUGGCUUGUGCAUGCAGCAAUCAAUUUUCAUCCAUUCACACAUCAAUGUAAACAGCAUCACUGGAGUAUAUGAGAAGGACCGGCUCCUAAGGUCUUGAUGGAUUAUAGACCAGGGGAGUACAUUGCUUCCCUCCCCUCAUGGUGAAUUCUGUUUUAAAUUGAAAGCUAAUUGGUAGGGAGGAGGAUAAUGUUGUUGCUUUUUGGAUUCUUUUUUUAAAAAUUGAGCUCAAUGUUCUCUUGUACCCCAAGGUUGCACUGGUGAGCAACUGUGGCACGCAACCAGGGAAGGCAUGUGUGUGUAUGUAUAUAUAUAUAUAUAUAUAUAUAUAUAUAUAUAUAUAUAUAUUUAAAAAGAUUGCACAUAGUUGGUUUGUUGCUACUUCUCACUAAUGAUAUAUUGUACCAUAUGCAAUAUUUGUUUAUCCACAGCCCCAUUAGACAUCCACAGCUAUUGAGAUUGCUUCUGUGGAAAGUGUCACAUUUUCUCAUGUCUGAAAUAUCUAAUAUGGGUGGGUGGGAGUAACGUCCCUGCAAUAUAAGGGCAUCGUCCAUGCAAGGCCGUAGACCAUGUUCAACAAUAAAAAAGUAAUUCUGGAGAAAAGGGGAAUAAUGCAUGUCCUGUAUAUUAACUUCAUUAACCAAAAUUGAAAAACCACAGAAAUGAAGCAUUUAGUUUGUCUUUUAUUAUCUCCUCAUGCUUUAAAGUCCUCCAGCAGGCUAAGUCCAUUGCUUAACAAGACACAGCUUGGAAGUGCUGAUCAAGUAACACUCUUCAUCUCACUGCGAUAACAUAUAUAUUGCCGUUUGUUCCAAUCUGCAGUUUUAUCAGAAUGCUUUGAUUGCUUUGCAGAAGCACCUGGCUCCUGAGAUUGUGAACUAUACCUGGAAAUAGGAGCAGGAAAUGUAACCCCCAUACACUUCAACCUGCUUGCCUUAAUAUUCUUUAGUAGAGUGGGCCAAAAGAUCCUUAUGAGUUAAAUAAGAAAGGAGUACUUAGGCUUCACAUCAGCUUGGAGUUUCAUGUGCAUAUGUGUACGAUGUAUGUGAACCAUCUCUAUUUAUCUACAUGGAAUUAGCUUAAAUACAUGGUGUGGUGAUGGCAGCAGUCUUGAGCAGAGUGCUAGUGUGAAAGCAAUUAAAAAUUAGUGUUGCGCUGAUUCUUUUUUGAGCUUUAUUUGUGUUGUGACCUGACUGUCCUUCAUCUCAUCAUCCGGGUUUCAAAAGUGUGGCUGGUGGGCUGUUGUGGGAACGAUGUGAUCCUCUUGGCAAAGCAAGGUGGGGUGAGGCACAUUGUCCCAAGCCAGCCCCCACUGGAAACCACUAGCUACCACUAAUUUGGUGCCAGAUGUUUAUUGUCUUGAGGUUUUCCAAGCAGGUGAAGUUCCCCAGAUGUUUCUUGGAUACCACACAAGCACUUGCAGAGCACCCCGUUCUGCUUCAUCUAUGUGAAGAGCACCCACCCCACAGAACCUCAGCGCACAGUGCAAACAAGCCAAGAAGCCCUUGUUUCUAGAAGAGUCCAUUUAAGUUCAAAGGAAGGGGCAAGGUCAAAGAGAGCCUCUUGUCACACUCCCCACUUCUGUAUCUUAUAACUAAAAGAAUCUGUGGGUGUAACCUUCUGCUGGUGUUGCUGAGCUCAUGGCUAUUAUAGUCAGGAUGAUAAUUGCUGUGUUGGCUUACAGCUACUUUGACCUGCUCCUUUUGUUGGUGAUGACCCUGUUCUGGUACUUCAACCCUGGUCAUCCUUGUGCCCAUAGCUUCCUGAAGCCCUUUUAACACUGUCCUGAGUUGGAACACGACAAGCCUCCGUUUGCAUGGAUUUAAGGUUGAGAACAGAUCAGCCUCUCUUUGUGCCAAACUGACCUUGGCUUAGUUUGAAAGGAGUUGGCUGGUAGAUGCGUAAUUCUGUCUCACUGCUGGAAUAGAUUGCCUUUUGAUAGACACUUUCCACUUCUGUGAAUUUUUAUUCUGUGUAAAGGAGCUGCUGCCGGACUAAGCAGUGUGCAGGAUGACAGCACCCCAUACUUCAGAGUGUAUGGACUGUAGUGGACUGUGGCUGACUUUGCAAUAGCUUUUCACUGAAGGGGAUAAAUGCUGCCUUCACAUUAUCUGUCUGAAGGCUACUGGUUCCAGAGCUUCUGUCUCCUAUUUCUCAUAUAUAUAUAUAUAUAUAUAUAUAUAUAUAUAUAUAUAUAUUCCUGCCACAGUGGUACCUAUUUAUCUACUUGCACUGGAGUGCUUUUGAACUGCUAGGUUGGCAGGAGCUAUACACACACACACACACACACAGUUGGCAACACACAUACUUAUAAUUGUAAAUCCUGACCUAAUAGCAAGAGGUAGUUUUCUAGUGUUGUAUUUCACUACAUACAGUAUUUCACCUGGGUGCCAGAUCCACUGUCACAAGGAUCAUACAAAGAUUCCCCAGCCCCUCCCAUAUACAUGAACAUUAAGGAGGAGAUGGGAUUUUGUUGUGUCCUGAGGCUGCAUUGAGAUAACAGUAUCUCUGGCUUUUGGCACCUGUUAGCACUCGGCUUCCCUGCAAAAAGGCCUACUCUCUGCAAGAGUUUAGCUGUGUAGCUGCUCAAGCUCCGGGAUCUCCCACACACAUUGCUUUGUGUCUUUCAACAGGGAAUCUCUGCUAAAUGAGUUUGCACAUUUUACCCCUUUUGUAAGGACAGAUGCUGUGCAUCAUCAUCAACACUGCUUUGUGAAUGGUUACUAAUGAUUUUACAUACAUUUAACUCAGCCUUAACAUACAAGUUACAGUCUGCGUUCUCUUAUUUCCCCACCUCCCUCUGACUUCACAGCUCAUAUUCUUUCCUCUCCACAACUGUGUGUAUGUACUGCCAAUUUAGGGUAACACUUUUGUGCAUCUGAAGAAGUGGACGCUAGUCCAUGAAAGCUUAUGCCUGGCAGGAGGGAUUUCUUGGAUGCAAUGAAUGCAUCAGAAUGAGCGAGCGAGGCUAGCUUAAUCCAGCCCUUCAGAAUUGCAGAGCAAAAUCUCCUGACCUGAUGGUGUUUGGCGGGGUGGGGGAGAGUAGGAAAACCCUCCAGAUCCAUCAGGCAUCUGUACCCAGUUCCUCUUCUCCUUUGGACUCAACAUUUGGAAAGAGAUUCAAAGUGACUAGAGGGAUGGGGAUGACACAUACACUGACAUCUCUACUCACUAUCCCAUUGGUAUAAGUGCACUCUUCUCUUCUGCUCUGUAAUAAGAGUGGCUGGCUGGACUGGGGUGCAGAGUUGUCUCUGAUGAGCGAUAAUAACCAAUGGUUUAUGGGGAUUAAGGAAUUAACUCUCGCAAUGGGAGAAUCGUUGGCCUGGGCAACCCUUGCCCUCUUCCAGCAGGCCACAGUUGGGGCUCUUGUUUCAGGUUUCGUCUAUCUGAAGAGCAGGCGCCAAUGCCAGGCUGGCAGCCUCCCCUGGGCUCUGCUGGUAUGAGUAAUAUGCAGAGCCUGGGCAGGCCCUCCCCCUCCCCUGAAUCCUGGCACCAGGCCCUGGCAUUUUUCUUGACUCUGGUUCAGGCACGUCCAGUUCUACAAAUGAAAGGCUUAGCCAGUCAGAAACUGCCAAUGCUGCUGCUCAGUACGCUGUUAAGAUCCGGGCACUUCUAGGUAUGUGUGGUGACAAAAAUAUAGACCAGGUGGGUGAGAAGGGCUAAGGGAGAACACCAACAGCACAAUGGAGGUAUCUAAAAGCUGGGGCUGAAGGAGUUUGGGGCACAGUCUGGGAAACACCCAGAAGUGGUAGAACUUGUACGUGGGAUAUUGGAUGCUCCCAUUCCCCACUCUUCUCCCUCCUUAGGCAGGGAUAGGAAUGGAUUUGAAAGCUAGUCAGGUGUUUUAGAUGCCAAUCAGGUUGAUGGCUGGGGGGGAAACUUGCAUACCUUUGGCAACGUCUUUGUUAGUGCCGUUUUUGCUGACUGGAUUUAAAAAACAACAACAAUCAGGCAGUAGAAAAAAUAAAUAGAAGUAUCUAGAAGGUGAACAAGUAGGGGACCUGUCAGGUGUUGGUAGACUAUUUUUAUUACCAUGCUUCUACUUUUAUAUCAUUUGACAAACCCUUCUCCUCCCCAUGCCAGGCAAUCAAUAGCUUUCUGAAUAUUGGUGUGCGUAGUGUAUUUCUAGUGUCCGCUUUGAGCCCUGGCUAUCAAUUUACAGGUAGCGGCUGAAACAACAUCAGUAAAUAUACCUGACUGCUGCCAGCUGCAAAGCAGGCUGCUUUCUCCUCUGGCACUAGAAUUCCACCCCCAGGCCAGCUCUCCCCUUGGCGUCUGUGGGGCAUUAUUGGGGAAGAAAUUCUGAAGGCUUGGAUGCUGCCUUAGAUAGGGAUUCCUUCUGAAGUCAGGCAUUGGGGGUUCCUUCUCUGUCCAGUGAGCUAGUUUAUCAUUACCCUCCCCCUUGGUCUUGUGAUACUAUGCAAUCCUUACCCUUUUAUCCAGCAUGAUACUUCUUAACCACCAACACACACACACACACACACACACACACACUCUCCAAGCAGAGGCAGCUAGGAUGCUCUUUGCGAUGGUGGAAUUAUCAAGGAGAACCAUUGUAAAAAAAUAAAAAGGAGAACCAUGUAGGAUGAUGGGAAGAACAUUAAGAAACUGGUAGUCACCAUAUGGGCUAGCCUUGCUCAGUUGGAUGUUCUGGGGGUGGACUCUCAGGCUGGGUUGAAGUUUUCCAGAGUAUGUUGUCCUCUGCACAUUUUAAGCUCCGUUGUUUCCUCUGCAGCAAGAGAUGGGCAAGGGCAGUGCCUAGAGAGAUACAGGUGUCCUCCCGCAGCAGUGCUGGGACUGGACAUGUUGAGGCGUCACAUGAGGGUCUCUCCCUGUUUAAUGCCCCCUCCCAUCUGCACUGAACUUUCCUGGGCACAAGCCAAGAUCCUCUUAACUCUCCCAUCUCCUUAGCAGCUGCAUUAAGCAAAUCAAUUGUGUUGGUGUCAUUGGGAUGGGAUGGGAGGGCAGGGCUCCUUCUGCACACAUUCCUCUCUCCCCCCCCCCUUGCAUUUCUCUCUUGGCGCUGCUGCCACGCUCCCUCUCUCCCUCUCACUUUCAUCUCUGAGAGCCAGGCAAGCGCAGCUCAGACUCCACUGCCUCAGACUUCGCAAACUCCCUGCCCUGCACUGUGUGACCCUUUUCUCCCCUUAGCAGGCACAGCAAUCUCUGUGCCCCUUGGGAGAGGGUCAGAGGUGCCCCCGGUGCUGUUCCUCAUGGAGGCUGAUCUUCAGCAGCAGGGUUGAAAGCAGCAGCAGCGUUUCAAAGGGAAUACAAGGACCCACGGGCAUGUGGGUGACCCUGGCUGAGCUGGGGUGAGUGAGGAGCUGGGAGAGCAGGCACGGGUGGGCUUGAGGGCCUUGAUGCCAUGAGUCCCCUUCACCAUGAACCUGGAAGGCCUGGAGAUGAUUGCCGUGUUGGUGGUUCUGGUCCUCUUCGUCAAGGUGCUGGAGCAGUUUGGACUCUUUGAGCCGGUCUCCUUGGAAGGUAAUGCACAGGGAAAGGGGUGGUCCUGGGGAACUGGCUCUGCUUAAUCUGUACUCCUCCGGCUGGUUGUAGGGUGAGCCUUGAUUAGCCAAAUCUAUCACUUUUGACAGGGCAAUGGGUAGUUAAGUUUAGUUCAACAGUGGAGAGGGAGCCUCUGCUGCAACCCAGAAGGCUUUAUUAUCCCUUCGAAAAUAAAAAAUAAUAAUACUUGGAUGGUCUCUAAGGGGCAAUGAGAGUGUGGAAAGGGUCGUACACCUUUUGGAGUACGUGCAGUUGAAGACUAUGCUAAAUACAGAGGAUAAGCAGCAAUGCCUAUCCUUAAGGUGAGAACUGGAAACUAAAAUAAACUUGUACUUUGUGCAAAGUAAGAGAGAAGCUCUACACCAAAUGGGUGAGCCUUGGGGGAAGUAGAACUUCGAAGCAGGCAGGUCAUCUAAGCCACAAGCCUGUGUUGGACACAGUGUCCCCUGCCAGGGUGAUGACUUCUUAAAGAGGCAGGAAACCAUGGAACUUUCUGAACCCCAUCUAGAUCUGUAGCAAGUGGGCACGAGUGUGGUACCAACUUGGUGCCACUAAUACAUGCGUUCACCUUGCAUGCAAAAAACAUUUUAGGGGUGCAUGCUUGGAGUGUGGACUGGUAAACAAGCAUGGUGAACCUGAGCAGGAGAUGUGUGACGGAUGGCAUUGGAAGGUGGAGGGGGCACUGUGUGUAUGGGUUAUUAUGUUGAUAGAGGUGGUAGCUUGCUUUCUGUUGGCAAUAAACACAUGUGAAGCAGUAGUAUUGGAUGACUAGAGACAGGCACUGUGUGCUUAUUCUAGUCGGAAAUGUGAAAGUAUUGAUGAGCCCUGUAUAACGAUCUCUGUUUCUGUAUGUGGUGGACUCUGCAAAUGCCCUUCUGCUUCAAGGUGUCAGCCCCUCUCUUCCUAUGCUAGACUUCCUUGAGACUGGGCUUCUCUAGGCGACCUGUUUAUUAAGCACUCGUGCUAAUUUGCUUGCACAGAUCUUACCUGGAGCUUAGAUUAUGACCAGGCUUUAUUAAGCAUUCAUUCUGAUUUAUUUGCAAGGGGGGUCAUGUGGCAAUGAACAUUCAUUCUGAUUAAGAGGAAAUGAUCUUCUUACUAAUCGCUUGCUCAUCCCAUCCUUUUAAGUGCACUUCCUAGUCACUUUCUUAGCUGCAAAAAGUCUGGGGCAACAGAUCACUUUAAUCCACUUCAACAGCACAAACCUAUAUUUCCAGUAUGCCCUUGAGUCCCUCCCUGAAAAUAGUGCUUGUCUGGAGGAACCCAUUGUCCCUCACUGCAGCACUUAGAAGAGGAAGAUGCAGGAGGAAAAAUGUUAACAUAAGGACCCACAAAGGGGAGGAGGGAAGUCCAUGGGAAUUUAUGGAAGUCUCUUUUCAUUUUGAUUGCUUGACGAUUGAUUAUAAAUUUCAAAAUCUGAAAAUUAAAUAAAUUUAUUUUUAAAAAAAUAGAAGAGGAAGGGCUGUAACUCAGUGAAGCGCAUGUGCUUUGCAUGCAAAGGUUUCCAGGUUCAAUCCCCACCAUCUAGUACUGAGCUAGAUGGACCAGUGAUCUCACAUGGUAUAAGGCAGCUUCCAAUAUUCCUAUAACAUUGCAGAAUGAAAAUAAUAUGUGAUGACGCCAUAUAAGGGUAAUAGUUUGACCAGGUGAUUAGAUGGCUCACAUGCUCUUUCUCCACUGUGGGCUCAUCCGCACUUCUACUUGUGCCAUGCAUGGAAGGACAGGUCUGAGUGGUUUUCCCCUUGCCCCGCUCCUCUGCAAGUGAAAAGCCAUUCUUUAGUGAUAGAUUGGAACAAAUGGCAAUCAGGGAAAGCCAAAUUGCUGUUUGCUCAAAUUGAAAAAGCAGAGUUUUCCCCAGGGGAAAGUGGCAGAAUGAGAGGAAGUGUGGCUAAGCCCUGAGUGUUGAACAAGUUGCCUGAGGUUGCUUGCCUGUAGAACUCUGGGAAUUAGCCCUGAAAACCAAUACAGUUCCAAGAAGCAGAGACAGGGAAAUAAGAAAAGCAAGCAAGCCACCGUAGAUUCUGCUUGGGCAAGAAUGUUCUGUGCAUAGUUUGACCCUUGUGUCACUUGCCUACUCCUGCCCUGUGACAGGCUGCUCCCAGAGCUGGACUCCAUUGCUUAGUAUGAUAUUUUGGAGGAGAUUUCUUGGUUCUGGGAGCUCAUAAAGGAUCUUUCCCACCCUUCCCCAUUCACGGGACAUUCCAUUUUGUCUGUCCUUUUCACACUGGCCAUGUAGCCACGAGUGUAAAUAAGUUUGUUUCAGUUCCUACUUUAACCUUGGGGAAAACCAGUCCCAUUUGCCCCACCCCUUUGGCGGAGAGGGGCAAGUUAGGUGUCACAGAAGUGGAUUACAUGCUUUGCUGCAGCUAUGGUGCUUUGCCUUUCAUGGGUUUUCCAUUCCUGCCUGCUUUCUCCACUGAGAGUUGGGCUUAACUCUGCCCCCUCCAUUGUGCCUGCUGCGUUAUCUCUUUGUGCAGACAUUCUGGACAGAGAUCUGUGGAUGCUCUACUUGUUGCUGCUUGAGACUGGGACUUCCCAGAGAUUUAUGUGUUGGAGGACAGCAUCCAGUUGCUUUGCAGAUGACUUAGUUUGGGCUACAGGGAGUGGAGUCUAAUUCUUUGGCUGUUUGGUUUUUAGAAUGGAUUUUCUGCCUGAGAGGAUGCAGACAUUCAAUAUGUGUCUACACAAGGAGAGAGAUCAUAGUCUGGCAGAUAAAACUGUGGCAUAUCCAAGGUUAACAAGUCACCCCAGUUGUCUGAUGGUCGCACUUCUUCAUAGCAUGGCUGCAGAGCCAGUAAAACACCAUCUCUAUAGAUGGCCCUACGAAGCACCUUUCACUUCGUCAUCUAUCUGUUUCACAACACUAUUGUAGUCUGACCUCUUGUUUCCCGUGCAUAGACAGUCACCCCUGGCUAUAAACUUAGCAAAGAGACAAAACCAGAAAUGCAUUGCUAUUAACAUAACCAAUAAUCUGUUCACGACCUACAUGGUAACAUUGAUGGGUAAGGGAAAAUGGGUCACAUAGCAGAGAAUGGCAGUUCAAGAUCACAGAGAAAGGGAGUCUUGUCAAUAAACCCACACUAGCCUGGGGGGGGGGGGAAUUUAACGGCCUGCUGGGGUUUGUAGAGGUGCGAUGCAGAAUUCCAUCCUUCUUGCAGCAGCCUGUUGUAUUUCUCUGCUGGCUGUGGAGCAGGGGGCUUCCCUAACCCUCUGACAGCCCACUUCGUUUCUGUGGUGGGUGCAUUUUGUGCCUCUUCUAGCAGCCACGCCAGUUGCCUACAUGCAUAAAGGAAGUGCAUUCAGUGUUAGAGCAUCUGCCUUGGAUCCAGAAGGUCCCAGGGUCAGUCGACAACUCCUGGUAGGGCUGGGAAUGUCCCCUUCCUGAAACCUCAGAGAGCUUCUGCCAUUUAGUCAAAACAGCCCUGAGCUAGAUGGACCAAUGGUAUGAUUCAGUAGAAGGCACCUUCCUGUGAUCCUAUACAGUGUCUCUCUAGAAUGCUUCUUUAUUUUCCUUGUGCAUGAAGUGUAGGGCCUAAUCAAAUUUGAUGCCUCUGAUUUGCAAUUAUGGUAUCUAAUCAGAAUAUUAUGCCUAUAUAGGUACAUCCACUAAAGAAUAGCGUACCACGACAAGUCCUGUUUUGCUUUGUCCAGCAAAAUGUUGUCAUUGGUUGCUCUGUGGUUCCCCAUAAUUUGGUCUUGUAGGGCACAAUAAUGACUUGAGAACUGCAUGAAGAGUCAUUUGCAGCACCUUUGCAGGAGCACAGGAGCAGGCAUGUGGCUAGAGGUCCCUAGUCCUCCACAAUUAUUAAUCUAUCUAUUUAGUGCAUUUGUACCCCCAAAAGGCUCCCAGAGUGGUUUACAUACAAAUAAGAUAGUCCCUGCCCACAAGCUUACAAUAUAAAAGGCAUGGCACACACCUGGGGAAAUGGACAGGUAGCAAAGAGGGAAAAGCAAACUCAGGUACCAAUUCCUAAAGUUAAAUAGUUCAGGGACAGGAUGUGCCAGAUGGAGCUGGUCUUUCAGCAGAGCUGAUGGGAGUGAGCCCUGCUUUUCAUUUCUUCCACAACCACUUUGUAAAUGGUGUAAGAAUGUAAGAAGAGUCUGCUUAACCAAGCCAGUGACCUAUCUAGUCCAGCUUCUUGUUCUCCCAAUAGCCAGCCAGAUACAUAUGGGAAACUUGCAAGCAUGACCUGAAUUCAAGAGCACUCUCCCCUCCUGCUGUUUCCAGCAACUGGCAUUCAGAAACCUAAUGCCUCUGAUCACAGAGGCAGAGCAUAGCCAUCAUAGCUAGUAGUCACAGAUAGUGUUAUUCUCCAUGAAUCCAUCUAAUCCUCUUUUAAAGCUGUCCACAUUGGUGCCCAUCGCUGCCUCCUGUGGGAGCAAGUUCCGUAGUUCAACUGUCAACCUUCUGAAGAAGUACUUUCUUUUUAUCUGCUCUGAAUCUUUCGACAUUCAGCUUCAUGGGAUGUCAAUGAGUGUAAGGAGAAAAACUGCUCUCUAUUCACUUUCUCCAUGCCACACAUAAUUUUAUAAACCUCUCAUUCACCUUUUCUUUAAGCUAAGAAGCCUGAAAUGCUGCAACCUUUCCUCAUAGUGGAGUUAUUUCAUCCCCGUGAUCAGAUUGGUUGCCCUUUUCUGAAACUUUUUUCCAACUCUACAAUAUACUUUUUGAGGUGAGGUGACCAGGACUGUACACAAUAUUCCAAAUGCAGUCACACCGUAGAUUUGUGUAACAGCACUGUGAUAUUUGCAGUUUUAUUUUAGAGCAGUGGGAGAGGGGAACUUCCAUAGGCUUAAUUAGGCCUGCCAGGCCUCACAUCAUUGGGCCCUCAGGCCAUUCUGGCCAUGUCACACCCACCUGCCAAGGUAAAAGAUGACCAGGCCAAAAGGGACUCCUGAAGUUCUGCCAGUCAGCUGAUCUAGUAGCCUGCCAUCGCUACUAGGUCUGUGGGAAAUCCUGUAACUCAAGACAAGUUCCCUAGACUGCCCUGCUCAAGACUGAUACAAUGCUGGGAACUUGUGAGAGGAAUUCUUAUGUGCCAUUUCCCUCCCACAAAUUUUUGUCAUCCUUGAAGCAGAAAUGAGAACCUACCUGUUCUCUUUGGCCUAUAUGGCUCUGCCCUGGUCUCCACCUUCCCACCCAGCAAGUACAUUGCUCGAGGGCAUGAGUGAGGAUCCAUCCCUGUUUCUGAGCUGAUCCUCCGGCCCCUGCCUCCCCCUCCCUCCGUGUGUUAUUUCUGACCACAAAAGUGCUCCCAGGCCAGGCACUGCUGCAUCAUGCCAGCUGGUGAAACAAAAUCCCCUAAUGGUUUGCAGAUAUUAAUGGAUGCGGCCCUGCAGUCAGCCCCACUGCAGUCCAUGCUGAUCAUCCCUGUGUCUAUGCCAAGCACUAGACUGGCUUUUUUCUGGCUGUUGCCCAGCAUAAGAAAAGGGCAGGACAAGGUAGGUGGGAGACGAUGAAUCCCGAGAUGGUGCAGGAUGGCGAAAGCAGCUUCUUUUCGAUUUGCUGUCCUCCCUUGGAAAGUCAUUCAAUUCAGAGGCACCUGAUCCCAAACAAGCCUCUCUAAUGUGAGUGCCAGGGCAGCCUAUGGAUUAUUAUUCACGGUGUAAUUAAUGAUUAGCAACUCUCCUAUCCUCAUGUCUACCUCAUUUUGUGAGUGUGUGUGUGUGUGUAUACAGUGGUACCUCACUUUAAGAACAACCCUGUUUACGAACUAUUUGGUAUACGAACUCCGCAAAACCGGAAGUAGUGUUCCGGUUACCGAACUUUACCUCGGUCUACGAACAGAAGCCAAACGGUGGAAGGGCACCGGCAGUGGGAGGCUUCAUUAGGGAAAGCGCACCUCAGUUUAAGAACAGCUUUGGUUUAAGAACAGACUUCCAGAACGGAUUAAGUUCAUAAACCGAGAUACUACUGUACACACACACACACACACACACACACACACACACACAAUCACACACACUCACAAAAUGAGGGAAACGUGAAAAUACACACAUACACAGAUUUAACAUUUUGUAAUUCUGUGCUCACUGCACAACAGGUGUGGACAACUUUUGGCCCUCAAGUUGUUACUGGACUACAACUCCCAUCUGCCCCAACAAGCAUGGCCAACGGCCAGGGUGGUGGGAGUUGUGGUUCAGCAACACCAGGAAGGCCAAAUGUUCCCCACACCUGUAGAACACGUAGCUCUUUUUUCAAAAUAGCAAACUCUAGUAAGACCGUUACUCCUUUUGUUCCCAACAGAGCAGAGCCCAUCUUAAGACUGUUUCAUUCUACAGCUCCCCCCUCGCUCCAACCUUGUUUUCUUUUGUUUAACAUUCUGAGAAACUGUUCUGGAGAGAUCAAAAACUUGCGAAUUAUUUUGUGGCAGCAUGAUUGGUUCUAAUUAAAGUAUUGUCCUACUGUGGGUUUUUGAUUUCCUCCCAUUUUGUGAAUCUUUUGGUGAUUGUUAUUUUAUUCUUUUAUUCUGCCUCUCCUGCAUGGGUACAGCAGUUCCUCCUGUCAAACUAGUCCCCUUGGAGAGCAGGAGUUAACCCUCCUUUAGUCUCCCAUAACCAAGUUGUGAUUGUUUAAGCAGAAGUAAAAUCUGUCCAGGCCUACUGAAUUUCAGGAUGGUGCUCAGCUGACAGGAGUUUGUGUUUAUGUAUUUCAUGACGAUGUUCUACCCAGGGAAUAUUUCCCCUCCCCCAGAUAUUUAAAAACCUCGUUUUCUGCUAUUAAACUCUAUAUACUAUGAAAUGCCACAAAAUGUAAGAUUCAAAUACUUUUAAAAAAGAAAAACUGAAAAAGAAUCCUAAAACUUUAAAAGUAUGGCGAGGACAAAACUAAAAAAAGCCCCUCAAAUAAUGUCUGUUUACUAUUAAUAAACGCUUACAUACAUAAGGUGAUCAUUUGCAUGGUCCUCUAUCUGAAGUAUGGAAAGCACAGUCCUCUAUCUGAAAGUUCUAUUUGAAGAGCCGUCUGGUGCAAGUCCAUUUAAAGAUAAACAACUCUAAGGAGGGGCCUUGAAAUUUAUUCUGCCUGGCCUGCCCCCCUGGCAAUGUAAUGCACACAGAGGAAAAAGCUCUGCUGGCAUUGCAGUAUUACUGGGUAAAGGCUAAAAUACAGUUUGGCAUUGUGCGGGCAUAAAGAUGGAAAAGGGUGAAUUUGUCAAAGGAAGGUUUGGCUCAGUGCUAGGGCUCAGUCUUGGCUCACGAGAACUGCUGAGUACUCAGCAAGGUGGCUGUGAGUGGAAGCACAGAAACACUGACCUUAUCCUAAUGAAAGCUGUGUUAAUGGAUACAAGGCUUUGUGCUUUAUAGACUGAAAUAUGUUGGAUCUCUUUGAUCUUUAAUUGUGGAAGAGUGCAAAUAAAAGAUCUGUAGGAAUUUCCCACAUCCCAACCCUAAGUUAAAAAUGGCUUCUCUUGAAUGGGGCCUGAUAAUACCAGAUUGUUAAUGCUGGGAUUCAGCCCUUGGCUAUAAUCCGUAUGAACAGCCCCACUUUCUGUUUCUCCUGUGAGCUCUGGCUGAAAAGCAGGCUUACUGUACCAUUGGUGGAGCAAUGAAGAAAGAGCUGCACCACCUUUUUCUCUUCCCAUCAAAACUGCACUGAAGCCAAGUUUUCUGUCUUCUUCUCUUUCAUUGUCCAGCUUCGCUACCUAUGCCUUUGGGGGGCCAUAGGCAGGAACAUUUUCUCUUACUUUUUGCAGGGGCUGAGCAUGGGGGUGCUACUGUAACCUAAGAACAACUAGGAUUGUCUUAAUUAAUAGACUCAGCAGGUCUUUGACUGAGCCAUGCACAAGUCGAGAUUGUUGUGGGGCCCACAAUCCAGCCUCUUAAGAAUCCAUGCUUUCAUUACAAGCCCAAGUGCUUGUUUCUUAUGGCUGCAGAGAUAAGAUCAGAAUAAUUAUUCAGUGGAUUAGGCUUACGGUCCAACUAGUCCUGCAUGCUCCCUCCAGCAGUGUCCAGCCAGAUGCUCCUGGAUGUGAUGGAGAAAGUCAUCCACUUUUCUUUGUCCCCAUCUGUUGGUAACCAAUCUUGAAUAUUGGGGGUAGGAGUUUCCUUUGUUUGAUCCUGUGUCUUAUAGUACUGGUUAAGAGUUACAUUCUGUCCUGACUGCAAUCCUUUUAAAAAGCUGGUGAUCAUCAUUACUGCCACAGCUGCUGGUUUCAUGGGGGGGAAACAUUUUCUUGCAAUAACUCAGAAUGUGAGUUUUCCUAGUCCAAGAUUUUUAUUUUAAGAGUUUGCAUAGCAUACAUACUGUCCUAUGCUAAAGCAGUGGUAUGUGUCUUGAACUUCAUUCUGAUUGCCUCUGUCAUGAACUUUGUGUAUUUUGGCUUCAUGGAUACCCUGACACGUAUUUUGUGCAACACACAUGCAUUGGAUGGUACCAGGGAUUGCAGCUGGUGUUGAUGGCAUAAGUGUUGAAGGCAAGAAAACUCGGAAGGUGAUGGCCUCUCCUUUUAUGUCUGAAAAAUUUUCUAUACUAAAAUGUAUAGAAAAUGGAUAAUGUGCAUCUGGUAGAGAGAGCUGCAAAACUGAAAGAUCCCGUUUCAUAUCUUGUCUCUGCUGUGAAGUCUUAAGGGUGGCCUUAGGCAACCCUCCCUCUCUCAGCUUCAUCUACCUCCUUGUAUAAAAUAUGGAGAUUAUAUCACUGACCUACCUUACAUGACUGUUGUAUUACAAUACAGUGUAUAUGCAGAGUGUUCUGAAGACUUCUAAAGUGCUACCUAAUACCAAGGAUGAUCAUUAUUAUUUCAAAAUAAAAAAAAUUGGGGGGGGGGGAGGACUUUUCUACCGCCUUUGAAUGUAUAGAUGUGCUGGUGCACAUCUUCUGCAUUUCAUUCAUGCUGUGAAACAGUGUCAUGUGUGCAGACUUUAUGACUGGUGUUUCACAAUGUGCGGUUUGACAUCGUUUGCUUAGAAAGACAUCACUGAGCCUACAAGCAACAUGAGUCUACUUCUUAGCAUUGGGGAUGGGGAGCAGUGAAAAGAGUGCUUUAUUUACAUAUAAGUUUAAGGAUGUAUCCAGAAAAGGAGACACAUAGAAAUGGUGGCAGGCUGCCCCUUAUAUUUUCAGCUUGCUUUUCCCUUUGUUCCUGCCAAUACCCCAUGCAACUAGAUGGUCUGCACAUGCUCUAGAGCCAUCAGAUAGGAUGUUGUCCCCGUCUUUGGUGUAUACGCUUUCUCUGAGUGCUAUUUAUAUCCCACCAUGCCAGUAACUCCCUCCCUUAACAACCUUGGCAUAUUCAUGGCCCUUCAAGGUGGAAUGUGGUGUCCCCUAGUAGUUUGGAGAGGUGGUGCCAUCUGCUUUGAAGCCUUGCUGCAUCAUCACAGGCAUGCCAUGCCAGGGACUAAUGGUGUUGGGAGAGUCAUCCUUGAAACCCACGGUUCUUUAGAGCACCAUCUUUACUACUCUCCACAAACCCACAAAGGUGCUGACUCAUUGGUGGCCCAAAGGCUGCUGCUCUUCUGAGCAUUUUUAACUGGGUGGGGGUGAUGGGGAGGAUGAAAAAGCUGGCUUUAUUGAUUAUGGCUCCUGAAGUACCGGCAUCAAUAAUUCAGAAGAGCAGUUGGCAGGAAACGGAGGCCUCAGAGUGGGGCAAGGGAAUGUGACAGCUUGGAAAGGGAGCGGAGGAGGAGAUAAAAGCCUGGCCAGGGAAUAUUCACACAUAAUCUAGUCUGAGAUGGAUGUUGGGCAAAAGUGCAGAUUGAAAUUGAUGAGUUGAUUACCCACACUAGGAUGGAUGGGCUCAUCUGUGGGAUGAAAAUGUGAACAAGGGUAGUGAUAGGUAACCUCAAACCAGAGGCACCCCAGUAUAACCCAUCCAUUUUCUGGAGUAAGCAGACCUGAAGACUCCAUGUUCCCCAUGUAGCAUAACAUUCAGCUUGCAUGCUCACAGUUUCCUUAAACAUGUUCUUACCAGAAUAUCUGUGGAGCGUCUGGGUAUGUCGUGCUGCAUCAUGAGCAACAGCUUCCUCUCGUGGCAUCUGUUGUGAAAUCCUGGACAAGAUGGACUCUGGGCUGUGGCACAAUGGCAGAGCAUCUGCUUUGCAUGCAGAAGGUCCCAAGUUCAAUCCCCCAUAUCUCCAGGUGGGGCUGAGAACGUCCAGUGCCUGAAACCUGGGAGAGCCUCUGCCUGUCAGUGUAGACAGUACUGAGCUAGAUUGGCCAAGGUAUAAGGCAGUAUAACUCAGUAUAAGGCAGCUUCUUAUAUUCCCUAGGCUCUUAUCUUCUAGGGGACAGUUGAGAGUCUAAGCUUGCCAAACAUACCCCCUUCAAAUUAUGUACUAUAGAAUACAUGAACCAGCAAAUGUUGCAAGAACAGCAAAUUGUCUUUGAGAUCUCUCCAUCCUGCUCACUCAGAAGGGGAGUUUUCACCAUAAUGAUGGUAUCGGCCCUUAUCAAAAACACUGAGCUUGGUGCUGCAGAACCAAAGUAAUGCUGAGAAUAUUAAUAUAGGAUGGUGUCUGCACAUCCUCAGUCUGUUCCAUUUUGCUUACUCUGAGAUUGAAAUCUGUUCCGGUCUUAUCAGCCUCUCAGCAGCAGGUUUGUCUUCCUUGUCCUCUGCAUCCACCAUACAGGAAAUAGUAGCAAGCCUUGUUCUAGUUGCUAAUCUUGGCAAUCCACUGGCUGUCAUGGCAGCUCUUCCAAUAAGUACAUUGUCCAUAUUGUCAGUGGUGCCGCACUCCUUUGGAACAUGAAAUUAUCUCCUUCUGCACUUUCCCUUAGGCUACAUCUAGCAUUGUAAAAGAAUAUAUGGGACAUCUCCUGCAGCUCUUAAAAGGCCUCUGAGCUGCCACCACCUGUUAGUUCACUGCAGAGCAAUGGGGAAAUACCAAGUACAAGUCAUUAUCCAUGUUGACGGCUUUAUGCCUUAGUUAUUUAAUUAUAUCUCCUGGCAUUCCAGUCUCUCUAAGAUCCAUUCCCGAAAAAAGUAUAGUAAACCAAAGCAGCAGAGGCACAAAUAUGGCCUUUUCUAAAUGGCCAGUGACUUUCAUGGAGGAAGGUUAAUAAUGGGAUGCUGCAAAGAUACUGCAAAGAAUCUUUCUUGCAACCUGUGCUGUCCGGGGAUGGAGGGAGUUGCAGUCCAAAACACCUGCACAGCACCAGUCUGGCAAAGGAAAUCAGUGCCUGGUAAGUGUCCCUGAGGAAAGAAUUCCACAAGCAGGGCUCUAUUAACCAAAGGUUCUACUCUAGUGACAUGCAAAGGAGGGCUUUUGAGAUGGAUCUUAGACUGGGGCAGAGUCUCAUGGCAGCACAUGAGCCUUCAGAUUAGAUAUCCUGGUUCCAAGCCGUAUGAGAAUUUAUAGGUCAAAAUCAGCGUCUUGAAUUAUGCACAAGAACAAAUUGGAAGCAAAUGAGCCUCUUUUUAAUACUGGUGAGAUUUCUUCUAAUCAGCUGGUACCAGUCAGUAAUCCAGUUGCCAUAUUCUGAACCAACGGAAGUUUCUGAGUGGUUUUCAAGGGCGGCCCAAUGUACAGCUUGUUAUAGUACCUGAAUCUGGAUCUUACUAGGGCAUGGAUAUCACCAGCUGUGGGAAUAGUUUAGGUUAUUCUUAUAUCUCCUGAUUGUGGGACUACAGAUAUAUAAUUGGUGAAGCAAUGUUUAGUUCUGCACUUAUAGCCAUGCAUUUUUCUUUUGUUCCAAUUCAACCAUUACUCUUCUUCCUUUCUAAAUUUCUCUCACUCAGUUGGAAUUGCUAUAUAUUAGCUCCACCUGGUAGCUGGAGGGACAGCAUACAUAUUCAAGUUUUUAUUCAUUAUAUGGAUUGUGCCUGAUUUUGCAAAGAACUGUGUUUAAGUUUUGCUUUAUUACAGCUUUAUAUAUCUUUUGGUGUUAGUUGUUUCUGAGUGAGGAGGGAGAAGUUGUUUGAUUUGGCUUCCCUGGAUGUUUUAAAUGGGAAAAUGAAAUUGCAGCGAGAGUAGGCACCAAGGACAGCUCCAAAAUUUGCUGUGUACUUUUUCCCAAGGUCUAGAAGGCUGCAUCCUUCCUUCUCCUUCCAGCAGAUAGGUGCACACAAUCAUUUAAAGUGUUCUGUGGCACCCUCAUUUUUGACUUUCAACAGAGGACUCUGAGCUAAUUGUCCUUCUUCUGUGGCUUAUUUCAGCUGUGUAUGAAAUGCUGUCAAUACAGUAUAGCUUUAAAUUUGCUCACCUAUCUGACGACCUUUUCUGGGGUGAGUUGCAUUUGGGGGACUGGCCACAACAAUAUAUUCUGCCCUUUUCUGUGGAUUGCAUCUCUCCUGUGUAUAGGGCUCUUCUGGUAGUAAUGCUAAUUCAUAUGUAGCCCUGUGUGCAGGUACUUGCAUAGACUUUGUUGCUUUUGGUCUCUUGUAGUGAAUUCUGGUGUUUUCAUCCCAGCUUCCUUUAAGCUUGUUCAGAGAGCUGUGGUGAAAUUGGAUGAUACAACACUGGGCAGUGUUAUUCAUAUGACUUGUUUGUGUUCAUCCUGAAAGGAUGAUUUAGUUCUGUGGAGACUAAACCUGUGCUUCAGGUUAGAAUUGAAGCAAGACGUGAAAGUUUUUUAUACAGUUCAGGAUCCACAACAACCAAUGAGAAGUGGGGGGCAAGGCACAGAUAGGAGUGGAUCAGACCUCUAUUCACAAUAGUGAGAUUAGUCUUCCAUGAGAAAUAAAAAUACACUCUACUGGCAAAAGAGGCAGUGUGUAUGAUCUGGAGCAAGUUGCUCAGGAUAAAGAUAUACUUGCUUCCUGGGCUGAUUUAUUAUUUAUUGUGCAUCUAGAGGCUAUUUUCUGUAGAGCACGAUCAUAAAUCUAUGUGGUCAUCAACUGGAGCAAAUGUUCCCCAGCCUCCCUAGUGGGUGUUUUGUGAAAAAGAUGGAGUAUGUAGCUUUCAUGUUGUGCAAAACUCCCAUGUCCUUUUGCAGUCUUUAUAGGUGUGCUAUGUUCAGUGGAUCAUACAGCAGAGGGGGGAAAGUGUGUGUGAGAAAGUGAGUGACUACCUUUUAAAGUUACUCUUCCUUGUGAAAUUAUUAUCUAUGGCACUAUUCAAAGCUGCCCAAAGAGCAUGUGCUGAAACAAAAUGCCCAAAGCCAGGAGAGCAAAUAAACAACUUUAUUGCUUCCCCAAACCAUCUUUCCUUUUAAGUGCAUGUUUGACUGCUGUGUUCUCAGUGUUCUUACUGAAAGGUGCUGCUGUGGGUUUGGUGGUUUGGGUUCCCUUCCUUCCUGGAAGUGUCUUUGCACCUGACCUGGUCUGGUCUGAGGCAAAUGUCCCUAACUGCUUGGCUGUCUGGGUCAUGGUGUCUCUCAUUUCUCCUGUAUUGCUCAUCUCUCUAGCUAUUCCUGUUUGUCUCCAUUUGUCAGUCAUUGCCACUUCUUUUCUAUAAUGCUCAGAACAUCCUUGCAGUCAUGAGUCAUGCAUGCACACACACUUGUACACAAGCUUAAAAGCAGCAACAUUUAAAUUGACCCGAGGAAGUAAAUAGGAAGUAAUAUUACAAUGGUGCUAAAAAAAAUUCAUUUCUGGGCAAUAAAAGGUGAGUUUAUCUGAUAUCUACUGGCCUCAGUAGCAAUCUAGUAUAACUGAGGCUAGAGGAAAUAAUGCCUUUAAAUUUUUGUCCCAUUACCCCCACAAGUAAGUAUCUUGGUGUGUGCUGCUGGACUACAACUCCCAUCAUCCCCAACAAUUGAACAUGCUGGCUGGAGUUAAUAAGAAAUAGAUUCCAACAGCAUCUGGAGGGCAAUCAGUGCAACAACCCUGGUAAAAAACUAUUCUCGUGCAUUCUUGAGACAAGUAUGAAAUGAUCUGCUUUCAUAUCUUCUCCUAUCAAAAAUUAGGCUGCUGCUUGGCCAAAACAUCCAGGUGAAAGAAUAAUAAAACAACUGAAAUCAGACAAAACAAUAACAUAGCAAAUAAAAUCACCAAUAAAUCCAGCAAUAAAGUGAGAAAUGGCAGAAAUUAAGUACCCAUUAGUAGUCAAGUACAGGAAUAUCUUCACCGGGCAUCAAAAAGACAAUGAGAGUUGGUGCCAGCAAAGUGUCCCUGGGAAGUGUAUUCCACAUUACACGGGUGAAUUCACUGGGAAAGCCCUGUCUUCCCUAUCACCACUCACCACACUUCUGCAGGUGGCAGCAUGGCAGCACUCAGAGCAGAGCCUCUUAACAAUGGGGCAGGUUCAUUUUAGAUACUCCGUUCCCUGGCCUCAGGGAUCUUCCCUCCCCAGCCCUCAAAUAGGUAAGUGUGCUUAAGUGCUAGCUAGUUAAUUAAUUAAUUACAAAAUAAAUAAAUAAAUUUAAAGGUGAUAUAUAAAUUUAUUGAUAAAGAGAGCUGGAAAAACCCCAGAACUAAGCGCUGUGGGUUAAACCACAGAGCCUAGGGCUUGCCGAUCAGAAGGUCGGUAGUUCGAAUCCCCGCGACGGGGUGAGCUCCCGUUGCUCGGUCCCAGCUCCUGCCCACCUAGCAGUUCGAAAGCACAUCAAAGUGCAAGUAGAUAAAUAGGUACCGCUCCGGUGGGAAGGUAAACGGCGUUUCUGUGCGCUGCUCUGGUUUGCCAGAAGCGGCUUAGUCAUGCUGGCCACAUGACCCGGAAGCUGCACGCCGGCUCCCUCGGCCAAUAAAGCGAGAUGAGUGCCGCAAACCCAGAGUCGGUCACGACUGGACCUAAUGGUCAGGGGUCCCUUUACCUUUAAGUGCUCAGUGGCCUGAGCUAGAGUAUAUUUACUCUCUCUGAGUUCAGCACAACUUGCAUCCUGAUAACUUUGGAAUGUAUCCAACUAAGUCAUACUCAAGGAAGAGCCAUUUAAAUCAAUGGAUUUAAGUUAGUCAAGUCCAUUGCUUUUAAUGAGUCUGCUCUUAGAAUGACUUUGUUGGGUACGGCCCUGCACUUAAAGUGUAAUGCUACAUGUCUAAUCAGAAGUAAGUCCCACUGAGUUCAGUGGGGCUUACUCCCAGGUAAGAGUUUGCAGUCUUAGGAGUUGUGGCCUUAGUCUUAUUUAAGAGAUUUUGUUGAUGAAUGCAGGGGAAACAAGACAUUUCUGGUCCCACAUUUGCAAUGAUGAUGGGGAGACCUGCAAAGCUCAGAGAACAAGGCAACUGAUACCCAACACACAAAAGGCAAGGAUCAGUUACAGCUGGACUGCAAUAGUUGAAAAACUAUUUUAUCAACGGGAAAGUGUUUAUCCUUUUUGUAAAAAGAGAUUAAUUUUGGUGUGCUGUAGAAUGACAUUUUCUUCCAAGCCAUUUUUACCAAGGUGUAUAAAAAGGUUUUUUCGCAAUAAGAUGGCAACCAUGCCAACCUUUACAGCUGCCUUUCAUCCAACCUGCCUAUCUGUUUUUGCACACAUUCUAUAUCUGCACCCUUCAUUUAUUCCUCAUCCUCUGUGGGCUGCAACCGCAUGUUAUGUUUUAAUUUGUACAGCUCAGCUUUAUACCUCAUUUGUCUUAAAAUGCUGACCAUUCUUACAGGAACUUCCUUCUCCACACAGCCUCUGCUGCUUUCCUAGAGGCAGGAAGAGGAAGGUGCACAUCUUUAUUCCCAGCCAUUUUCUCCUGAGAGCUAAGGGUGGAGCCUAAAGCCCUCAUUCACCUGCUCUGAGCUACUAGAUCUAAUUCUCAUUUAGAAUAAUAGAAUUGUAGAGUUCAAAGGGACCAGGAGAGUCAUCUAGUCAACUUCCCUGUAAUGAAGAAUCUUUUGCCCAACAUGUGGCUCAAAACCAUGAUCCUAAGAUCAUGUGAUACUGACUGAGCUGCACAUCAUGAUACAGCCAUCCAGGGUAUCAUGCUGGAAAAUGCCAUGUCACUCAUCUAUUGGAGCAGCUGAUUUCUUGGGGCAAAGAGUGCACACUUAAACACCUGGAUGCAGUUUCUUUGGCCCUCCCGGUGUUGCAGCUUCCUUUGGGUCAGGCACAGAAAACCUGUGGACCUCCAGAUGUUGUUGGACUCCAGCUUCUAUAAGUUGUAGUCAGCAUGGCCAGUGGUUGAUGAGAGUCCAACAACAUCUAAAGGGCCACAGGUUCCCCAUCCCUUCUUCGUGCCCAACUGAUGCUCAGUGGGAGCAUGCAUGUGCUUUAGAAGAGUUGUGAGUCAUUGUUGGGUGUACUGUGACAGUGCUGGAUCCAUUUCCCUGUUGCAUUGAAGCUAUGCAUGACUGUCUUUCCGAUCCAUACCAUGUCUUGUUGUGGCUGGUGCUUAGGGAUCGGGUGUGGGUGGAACAAAGGGUGCAUAUGUUAAUGCUUCUCCUGGUUGGCAACUGUCAUUUCUUUGCAGGCAACCCACCUGGCCACGCUAAAAAAGCCCUGAAGCAGCGGUUCCUCAAGCUGCUGUCCUGCUGCCGUCAGCCCAAAUCCAUCCCCUCAAUCAGCGAAAGCAAGUGACACUUUAUCCCUCUCUGUGUGUCUUCUCUGUUCUGUGACAUCAUUAACUCCCAGGAGCAGGGGAAGUGGGAGAAGGGAUUCCUUCUGUAUAGUAUUUAUAUAAAAUACUUGUAGGCCACUUUUCUCAAACACCAAUCCAAAGCAGUGUAUUAUAAAAGGACUGUGAGAGUGAUGUAGGCAGGGACAAAAGGGAAUAGAGGAGACAAAAUGUAGGCUCUCUGCCUCAAGCCGCUAAUUGUGUAUGGCUGCUUUGUGGAUGAACUUGUGUCUGGAAUAGCUGUCUUCUCCAGCUUUCUACUCCAGUUGACAGAGCUCAAAAUGAAUAGGAAGACAAAGGACAGCAAGGUGGGGAUUUUGUCCUAGAACACUGGAGAGGGCAGGUUGUAUGUGGAGGCAAUAUAUGCAGCCAUCAUGACAACAGCCGAUGCAUCUCAUUGAUUGAUUACUUAUAAUAGUGUGAUUGGGUUGAGUUUGUGUGUGGUUCCAAUUAAAAUCUGCUUCUGCCUCAGUCAAUGCCUCUGUCACUUAUUUGAUGCUGUUAAGAGUUUGGUUUCCUUGAUUUUGGUGAAUGGGCCUGACAUUAUGAAAUUGCCUACCUAGCAACUAACAUGUUUUUGAAUCCAAAGCAGCGUUAGUGGUUCUGCUUCUUUUCAUAAGAAUUUUUCUACUUCCAUUAUCUCUGCUUGUAUAUCAGUAAGUCAACAGAAAAUACAAAAAUGCCACAAGCAUUUCUUUCUUCCAAAGGAAAGUAAACCUGGUAGUACUGACCCUAGUCUUCUCAAUGUGCAUUGAAGUGAGGAGCGCAUAACACUGUUCACAGCCUGUGUCCAUGGAAGAUGGUGUAAAUCAACUCUUAUCUCUGGUUCCUAUCCAAAUUGAUCUGAAUUUAAUACUUAUCGUUUCCCUUGAUGCAGUAUUGGGAGAGGGGUAUUAAUGCAUUUCACAAACAGGGCUCUAUCCUGAAUUGACCAAAGCUCUCUAAACCUCCUCUAGGCCAGGAUGAUACUGCAGCACUUGAUUUCUGGCUGUAAUCCAGGUGUGAGAUCUUGCAUCUAAAGGUAGUUCCACAGAGUACAUGCACAUGAGAUGGGUCUAUUUGUGCCAAUGCAGGGUGGGAAAGGAAAUUCAACACCUCACUUUGAAAAAAAUUAAUUCAAGGAAUGCAGGUGGGAUGCUUUGGUUCUGUCCAUGCUAUACUUUUGAAGCUCUUUCUUUUCUUGCAGACAGUGUAGAGGAUGAGUUUGAGCUCUCCACUGUUUGUCAUCGGCCCGAGGGCCUGGAUCAGCUGCAGGAGCAAACCAAGUUCACCCGCAAGGAGCUGCAGGUCUUGUACCGAGGCUUCAAGAAUGUGAGUUGGAAAGAAACUCCCCUUGCUGCUGGUGCACUUACAAGCUUGCUUGGGGGCCAUUUCUUUUCCCUAUACUAGGCUUUAAAAAAACAAGUACAAAACUUUUGGAUAGAAAGAAAGAGACUAUCCUUUUCCAUAUUGUUGAAGAGAGCAUAUUUUAAAAUAUCCACUCACUACACAUCAAAUUUGCAAUUUGUAACUUACUCACAGUCACAAAAACUAUAACUAUAAUGAAAUCCUCUUUUGUGACUAUAGGCAGGCACUUCCAACACACUGCCCAGCCAAAGUGCUUCCCAUUACUCAGGAACAAAGAUGGAGCGUCAGACUUCUUGUAUGGCUCCAGUAAGCGCCCUCUCGCUCUCUCUCACACACACACAUAUUUCCCCCUUGAGUGUCUAUACAGCAGCACACACCACUAAUUCUCAUAUAAAUGAAAUUGCACCAGCACUUCGACAUGGGGUGGCAUGCUUCUUUCUGCUUUUGAACCACUCAUCCCUCCUAGGCCAGGAAUGGAUGCCUCCAAAGCACAGAGGGAUUUUCUUUGUGAUGUUUGGAUGCCAGAAGAAUCCAGCUACAUGCUAUGACUUCCUCUGAGCCUGGGGAGGCACCCUACACAAUAGCCCCCUCUUGCUAUAUCUUACUGGCUAUAUUCUGCACUCUGAUUGGAAUUUCUUCCUAUAUUAUCUCAAGUGUAACCACCAGUAGAUAAUAAGGUAAUGCUGCUUUCUGCUUUCAGAAGCAUUUGUUUUACUUACGUGCUUACUUACACACACACACACACACACACACACACACACACACCCGUGUACAGUGGGAUCACCCGCAGCCUGAGAGACACUGCUCAAGUUUUCCCCUAAGAGGUGAUCUGCUUUCUGUCAUUGGUUAUGAGAGUCAGCUCCUCAAAGUCCUCUUUGAUGACAUACCUCACCACACUGGCCCUACUCUGGGGUAUUGUUUAGACUAGCUCUUCCAAGGUGAACUUGUCUGCACUUUUCCAUUUGACAGGAGUGCCCUAGUGGCAUUGUUAAUGAAGAGAGCUUCAAGCAGAUCUACUCACAAUUCUUCCCACAGGGAGGUGAGUGCCACUCCCAGCUGAGAUCUUUUGGAGGAACUGGGAGGCCAGAUAAGGACAGUGAGUGGCUUGGCGGCUGCUAGAAAUAAUUUGGGAUAUAUUCUUGAGGGCCUUGGCACAGUCAUCUUCAGCUGCCCAUAGCUUCCCUGCCUGCUGUGCCAAGCACAGCUUCUUGCCCAAGAGAACGGUCCAUGACACAUCUUUGUAGUUAAAUAUGGCUUCCUCUUUGCUCAAUUUUAAACAGGCUUUUAAGACCAUUUUACUUGAGCAGGCUUUUCUUGUUAAGUGCCAGGACUGUUCUUUAUCAUGAUAAUAUGUUUUUAUUUGUAAGCUGCCUUGAGUAUACUUUAUUAGAGAAGGGCAGACAAUAAAUAUUGCCAUAAAUAAAUAAGAUAUCUAUGUCUAAGGGGAAGCAACAAUAAUUUCCUGGCACUUGAUAAAGUAUUUCCAAAAGCUGCAGCUAUAGUCACUUUCUCUGGUUGUUCUCUGCCUGCAAUUCGGUUGGUUUGUUGACAUCUGGUAAAAGGCCUCCUAAUCAUUUACUGUGAUGCACUUCUUUUCAGAUUCCAGUACAUAUGCAACUUUCCUUUUCAACGCAUUUGACACCGACCAUGAUGGCUCAGUCAGUUUUGAGGUAAGAUUCUACAUGCAGUUAUUUUUGUUGUUGUUUAGUUGUUUAGUCGUGUCCGACUCUUCGUGACCCCAUGGACCAGAGCAUGCCAGGCACUCCUGUCUUCCACUGCCUCCCGCAGUUUGGUCAGACUCAUGUUUGUAGCUUCGAGAACACUGUCCAACCAUCUCGUCCUCUGUCGUUCCCUUCUCCUUGUGCCCUCCAUCUUUCCCAACAUCAGGGUCUUUUCCAGGGAGUCUUCUCUUCUCAUAAGGUGGCCAAAGUAUUGGAGUCUCAGCUUCAGGAUCUGUCCUGCCAGUGAGCACUCAGGGCUGAUUUCCUUAAGAAUGGAUAGGUUUGAUCCUCUUGCAGUCUAUGGGACUCUCAAGAGUCUCCUCCAGCACCAUAAUUCAAAAGCAUCAAUUCUUUGGCGAUCAGCCUUCUUUACGGUACAGCUCUCACUUCCAUACAUCACUACUGGAAAACCCAUAGCUUUAACUAUACGGACCUUUGUUGGCAAGGUGAUGUCUCUGCUUUUUAAGAUGCUGUCUAGGUUUGUCAUUGCUUUUCUCCCAAGAAGCAGCCGUCUUUUAAUUCUGUGGUAUGUUAUUUAUAGAGCAACUUUUAUAACAAACCUUGACUGGGUGUUUCACAGAAUAAAAACAGUGCUUCUGGCAUUGCAAGCAAGCCCACAAAAAGCAGGCUUACAAUAUUGUUUCUCCAGCAGCCCACAGCAUUUCUAAGCAGAGAAGGGCACUUCCCUCUUCUUACAGCCUACUUGGUUUCUAUACUGAGUGCAAGAGAGAGAUGGAACACACAGUCCCUCCACCACUGCUCACCUGUGUGCAGUUUUUCAGGUGUUUAAAUUGUGUACUUUUAUCACUGAUGUGUAUGCUGCCCUUUGGGAAGAAGGGCAGGAUAUAAAUUUAAUUUUUUAAGACAUUCGUUGUCACCUAUGAGUACCAAAUGAGUUCUUAAAUACAGGGUGGUAAUUCAGUAGUAGAGCAUCUGCUUUGCAUGCAAAACAACCCUGGUCGAUUCCCAGCAUGUUCAGCCUUACAGCUCCACUGAUCCUAAAAUCUCACAAUUAUUUCUGCACUUUCAGUCUAUGCACCUAAACCCUGCAACUCAGGUCAGUGAGGCCACCUGGUAGAAGUGCAUGGACCUGCCUUUCUGAGCUCUUUGCUAAGUAGAGUGAGGGCAAAUGACAUAAAAAAACACAGACAUCCUACCUGAGGAAGGCAUCUUUCCCACUCUCUCCAGUGAACAACCACAACAGCUUUUUCUCUCUUGCCUAUUGAUUUUCCCAAAAGUUUUGUGAACUUUCAUUUGUGUGUAUUUAUAUUUCUCUCCUCUCAAGUACACUCUGUAGAUCUUUUUACUUCAAGAUUCAAACCCCGGAAGCUUAGGGCAGGUAGCAAUAAGUUAAAAAAUAUAAAGUAAUUAUGUACUAGAUAUCUGAAACUUCCUCAGUCUACACACUUAAAUAAAGCCAAUGGAAUGGCUGCCCUAAUGGAAACAAAUUUAAAUGAAUGAAUGAAUAAAUGUUAUGCUGACAGAUUGCCUUGUUCUAAUUUCAAAUUCUGUUGUCAAAAAAUAAUCAUGAAGGUUGAAGCAGGAAGAUUAGCAGGAAAGCUCUUAAGUCAGGGGUGAGGAACCCUUCCGAUGUUGUUGGGAUUCCAGUUCUGAUCAGCCCCAGGCAGCUUGGCCAAUGGGAUGGGAUGAUAGGAGUUGUAGUCCAGCAGCAUUUGGAGGGUCAUAGGCUCCUCACCCCUGCUCUAGGGUAUUAAACAAUCAGAUUCUCAGUAAUUCUUUCCCCAGGUGGGUUUUUUUACUCUGUGAGUUGCUCUUUGCAGUUUGUUGCCAUUGGGUCCCCUCCACAUCCCAGAAUCUGCUUUGCUUAAAUCUCAAGCCUUCAUGGCACUUGAGCUAGACUUGAUUGUUUCUUCACCCCACCCCAGCCUUUUCUUUUUCAUUCCCCUGCAGGAUUUUGUGGCUGGCUUAUCCAUUAUUCUACGUGGUACUAUAGAUGAUCGGCUCAACUGGGCCUUCAACCUCUAUGACCUGAACAAAGAUGGCUGUAUCACCAAAGAGGUACAUAUAGAGGGAGAUGGAGUCAAUGGUACCAGAAGAUACUGGGCUCUCCUGCUUGUUGUCCACUUUCUUAGGAAUCUCCUUCAGCCCACAAUCGAGUUCUGAUUUCUGCUUGCCAUUCUUUUUGUGCUCUUGUCUUGCAGGAAAUGCUGGACAUAAUGAAAUCCAUUUAUGACAUGAUGGGCAAAUACACUUACCCAGCCAUGCGAGAAGAAGCACCUCAGGAGCAUGUGGAAAGCUUUUUCCAGGUGAGCCUUGAGUCAGGACAUUUCCAUGGGUGAAGAAGACCCAGUGAAAUUAAUGAACAUAACUAAGGACCAUUCAUUUCAAUGGGUCUGCUCUGAGUAAAACAUAAUUACCACCCCAUGUCAGCAUCCUGCAGUUCUACAAAACCUUCCCAUCCCUGGUAGUUGAGCGAGUGGAUUAUUUUAGUCAAUAUAUUUGGAUUUGCCCUCUUCCUAGAAAAGCCUUUCCAUCUUGGCACCUUCCAGACAUUUUGGAUUCCAACUCCCACCAUACCUGCCCAGCGUAACCAAUGGCCAGGGAUAAUGGGAGUUGUAGUUCAACACAUUUGGAAUGCAAAUGUGUGCAUUUGGGUACAGAGUCAACACAGAGUAGAAAACUCAACACAGGGUUUUGUCAGAACUUUAAGCUUUCCCAAUGGCCACUCUUCCUUCCUCUUUCCAGUAGAGGCAGCAUCUCCCAUCUCUUACUGUUACAAUCAUAGUAGUGGACCUGUUUGCAGCACCAGCCCACUGCUGUUUCCUUGAAUGCUUGCAAGAUGCCAUUAGUGAGGUAGGGGGCCAUUCUCUGCCAGAAAUGCCUUUGAAGCUACCUAGAAGCUGACCGGUUCCCUGACCAGGUCUGCCUCAAGGAUGUCCUUCCUGGUUGUGGGUAUUGUAGUGUGCCUGAAGCUGCUCCUAGGAAACAGAUGUUACCUUGCCUUUAAUUCUCAUAUCCCUGGUUGUUGCAUUUCAGAAAAUGGAUCGGAACAAGGAUGGAGUGGUGACUAUUGAGGAAUUCAUUGAGUCCUGCCAGAAGGUAGCAUACCCCCGUUAGAGAAGGGUGGGGAUAUUGCAUUACUGUCAGUGGGUACAGACCACUGCUAUUUUUCUGCCACGCAUAAAAAGGGGGUGGGGGUUGAAAAGGUCCUUUACACCCCCUAUACGUUUUUUGGGGGGGGCGGAGGGAGUCAAAGCUGAUAAUUAGUUCUAGGACUUCUUAAUUAUUCUAACUUGUCCUCUUUUCUUUGGCAGGAUGAAAACAUCAUGAGUUCCAUGAAGCUCUUUGACAAUGUGAUCUAGCGGGCCACUCCUGGAGCCCAGACCUUCACACACACUCCUGGGGCUUCUCUUCUUGGUGUAUCCCUCUGAGGCAUUCUUCUCUUGGCUGUAUGGACAAAGCAGCCCCUUGUCCAUGCUGGACUGGGAGACAUUUCUGGAGACCAUGUAUUCGAGAUGCAACUGGGGGAAAGUCCCUGCAAUGGGAACCACAGGGGUGGGAGGGAGCCUUUGGCUGGGUUGGACCAAGGCCCAGCAGGGGGAACAGCCUGACAUCCACAAGCACUUCCUCUGGGCAUUGAAAAGAAAAAAAAACCCGGAUCAACCUGCUGCCUCCCCUUGGAAGCUGCACUGCCCUGUCACCAAGUAGUAUGCCCACCCUUUAGGGCCUUCCAAAUCACAGCAACCCCUGACCUUUCACUGGGGUUCCAAGCAGGUUUCACACCACCAAAUGGCAGUGCAACAGCUGAUUGCCAAGGACUUUCAAAGGAUUUUGUGUGUGUGCAAUCUUACCCACUGCCUAUAAGGAGUGGACUCCAUCUAAUUUGCCCCAAGGCUCUCACUGCAAUACCCUGAGGCUUCCAGUUGGGAGAUAAAUUUCCCAGUGUCAAGGUAACUUGCAAUCCUGGCACUAAACUCUGGGGGAGAGCUGAGGCAAAGAAAUAGAGAGUGAGUGGGAUUUUGCUUUGUGGUUUCUUUCCUUUGCAUCCUCAACAGGGAAUGAAAACUGUGAGCCACUCACGAGAGGCAGGUACAACACAACCUUUAGCUUUCAUUUACAGAUCAGGAGGGAGGGGUGAAUUAUGCUUGGAUUCCCAUGGCAAGAAAGUACACUAAGCUUGAUCAGAGCUUUUCCUUGCAUCCCGCCCCCUAUAAACUGUCAUGAAAACAGGGGUAGAAGUGGUGAGGACAUGUCACUAGAAACGUUUAAGUGAGGACGGAAUCUCUGGUCUCACUGGGCAGGGUCUCUAUGCGGCCUGAGAUAAUGAUAAUACUAUCUGUUACGCAGCUCCAACAACUGAGGGCCAUACAGAAAGUAGGUGUCAAGAGCUCAGACAUCCUUCAAUGAGAAGAAACUCAGGGUUCAGCUAAGGUUUACGGGUGACAGUCUGGCAUCAGCCAAGGGUAUGCUUUGUCCUUGAACUAAGUUCACUGAAAGAUAAAAACAUGACAUAGCUCCUUGACUUACAGUGAUCAUGGUGAAUGGAAAGGGCAUGUGUGAGAGUAGAUAAAAGAAAAUCCUAGGAAUCACAUUAGAGGGUGGGGAGAGCUUUGCUUUUUCUUCCCUGUGCCAACUAUCUCUUUAGCUGCUGCUCAUCUCUCUGUGAUGCUUACCCGCUUUUCAUAUUUUAUUACAAAUAAGCCCUUGGGUCAUUCAGAAGCAGAAACAGUAUAGGCAACCAGCAUCUUCAGAGUGUUUAUGAAUCUCCAACAGAGUGCCAGGUUCUGAACAGAGCACAGCAGCAACACUGUACCUGUGUAGAGGGCUUACAGAUCACACUAGCUGGCCAGGACAAGGAUACUGUAAUGGGUCAGAGAUUCAUAAUGAGCAGCGGGAGUGGACUAGCCAGAGGAGCUGAAAAUGUAGGUCUUCUGGAAGGGCUUAAAUUGGAAUAAGCUGUUUGAUGCAUGGAGGAAAGAGUGGCAUGGCAAUAUAGGAGAUGAAAACUGAUGAAAGAGGAGUUGUGCAAACUGCAGAGGCCAACAUGGAAAAUAAACAAAGACAAAGAAAGAGAAACUGCCUGUAACAGAGAUAUUAAGGGCUUAAAAAGAACUAGAAUCUUGAAGCUAAUUCUAGUAUGAAAAGACCACUCAGAUUAAGGCAAAGUAUAGGAAAGAGACAAGGAUGAUACUGAAUAGGUUUGGGUUUUUUUGGCCACACAAACAGGUACUAUAUCCCAAUGAAGGCAGAAAAGUGAGGGAAGAGUUAGUGAGCCAGAGGCUGAGGUACUCAACAGCAGGCAAUAUCUAGAUGGCAGAGAUGAGCACCCUCUAUCCUGGCCCUGCCUAGCAUCCCCUUCUACCAAUGUUCUUAAUAUCUUACCCACAGCCCUAGUUUUAUCCCAGCACUUAACUCCGCUCAGGCUCAUCUCAGUUAUUGUUCCUGCACCCUAACAACCAACCCUAUACUUUAGCUCCC
This is a messenger RNA of Podarcis lilfordi (Lilford's wall lizard), 48685 nucleotides long. The record is from the annotation of a GenBank genome assembly. Lineage: Eukaryota; Metazoa; Chordata; Lepidosauria; Squamata; Lacertidae.